Messenger RNA from Pelobates cultripes (western spadefoot toad), 87028 nucleotides. The record is from the annotation of a GenBank genome assembly. Lineage: Eukaryota; Metazoa; Chordata; Amphibia; Anura; Pelobatidae.
AUGGAUUUAUUUGGACCAGUUGGGAAAGCAGAGUUGACAGUCCAAUUUGCCCUAAAUGACCGGCUGCGUGCCAUUCAGAUGCAAGCUCUUGUAAAAAGAUUUAAGCAUGAAGACAUCGUUCUGUACAUCACGCGGUUUAAUGAAGUUGCACGCCAGGUUAGAUAUGUGAUCUUCUAUUUAAUAUUGGUUCCGUAUAAUAUUGUUUCAAGAACAAGCUUUAAUAUUGAGUAUUUUAUUGCUUUAUUUUUCACAGACUAACCUGACAGUACUCCCCGAUGACUAUAUACGAGACUCUUUCCUAGCAUUGUUUUUAAACAGACUAAAAGCCCACUUUCCCUACUUUCCUCCAGAGAUGUGGGGGGACUGGUUUGAGAACUUUUUGCCUCUGUUCCUUCCUGGUAUCAAUGAAACACAAAUUUCAUGGCUGGUAAUAGACAUUUCUUGCACGUCCUAUCAAUCAGUGUAAGUAUCUCUUCUUAAUUACCAAGAUAUACAGCACCCAAUUUUCAACAUCAUUAUCUAUACAGGUACCUACAGUAUUGUGUUGUAUUUUCUCUUUUGCAUUUUUGCUUUUACUUUCUUACAAAGUAUUCAAUACCUGUGCUAGAAAUUUUAAUUAACUUUGAUUGGUCUACUAACGAUUGUGGAGCAAAGGAAUCAUAGUGAAAUUUCAAUCUCCAUUUCUGGAGUGCAGGAGAUGAUAAAUAGGACUUUAUUCAAUAGCUUUAGUUUUACAUUUCUUGUAAAUUGUAAAAUGAAAUGAAAUGAAAGCCAUAAAUACACCCGAUGAGAGAAAAUGUAUUAAACCUUAUCUUAAGGUUAAAUGUUUUUUUUUCUCAAUAUGUUGAAGUAGUUAAAUGUUACUACUACUAAAGCCAGUAGAUGCUUGUGAUUUGGCAUAAAAAUAUACAAUGCAAAUACAAUUUUCUUUUAUUUUUGCUGUAGAAGUAUAAUUCAGUGAAUAAAAAUGAUGUCUCAUGUUGGAUGUGUUAGCUAACAGAGAUGUUAAUUGGUAAAAGAGAAAACCCUAUGGUCAAGUCUGCUUCUAACAAAAUCAAACUAUUUAUUUAGUAAGGUAGUGGUUAUUAUAAUAGGUAAAAAAGAAUGAAUGUAAGAGAUACAAAGGUUGCAUACAUGCACAAGGCAUUACAAAGACAAACUCAGCGACAGACAGUAAUUCAGUAACUGAAUUACAUUUCUUCACUUGGAAAUACUUCUAUAAAUGUCGAAAACUGUGUCAAAAUUGUAGAAGUAGAAAGGUGGCCAUGGUAAAAAUGGAAUGUCUUUACCAAUCCCAUUGGUUUGUAUGUUGAUUAGCCAUGUGGACAUUUUACUCCUCUUGAGACACGUUUUAAAUAUCCCCUAAUAAUUUUGAGGUUGGAAUGUUACAUUCAAAUUCUAGUUUAUUUCUUUAAUAUCACUAGAGCAUUCUUUCAUAAGUAAGGAUACCUUUGAACAUAUAUGUUUGACACUACUACUGCUAUAUCAAUGUAUGGUUUGUAAGCAUACACAAUUCUAAAUUAAAUAUUUGAAAUGUUUGUCUGAUUUCAGGGUGAAUGGUUUUAAUCAAGCAUUUGUGCAUAUGCCCCAGGCUACAAAAAUCUAUUUCUACAAUAUGUAUAUUAAACGAUUCCUAAAUAAAAGAGCUCAAGAUGCAGGUAAGUGGACGACUAGUUUGAGACUUUGAUUUAACACAACCAGAGCCAAUCAGUAAUGUGUCUGUUUUCCCCAACAGCAGUGUGUGAGUUUACCAGUCACCUACAAUGGACCAGUGACAAUCUAGGAAGUUUUACAAGUCAAGCAACUAUUCAGGAUUUAAUUGGAUUCAAUGGGAAUUUUAGCAAGGUAAUUUUUGUGUGAAAUGGCCAAUGUUAAGCUCAAGCACUUUAGUUCCUAUCUGGUUAAAGUUCCAUAAUUGUCAACAUUUUAAGUGCCUAAAGAUUGGCAAGUUUUGUUUGGACUAGAGAUGUUGCAAUGGACAAGGUUCUUCAAGGAUAUUUCUCAUGAAUUAAUUUAUAGUAAUUACUAUAUCACUAUUAAUAUAAUUUGUUGAAAUAAUAAUGUACAUUAUUUCGAACAAAAGCUGACUCUCUUUAUGGAAUAAUGUAGCACAAAAUAGUAGAAAAUUACAUGUUUGUGGCGUUUGUGUGCAUUCCUGUGUUCAUUGCUAUAUGUUAAUUGUGAUCGUCAAACUUGGUAAAAUUUUAUACAACAUAAACCUUGCACUAUUACAUAUCCAUAAUAUAAGAUAUAGAGAGAUUUGUUGAUAUUCAUAAUUAAUUAACAAGUGAAGUUUGUUAUUUUAAUUGAUUAAAUGUAGGUUUGGAGAAGUAAAGUAUUUUAGUCAGCCCAUUUCGACCAGAGAUGGCAGGUUUUUGUGACAGAUAUAUUUUUUAAGUUGAAAUACUUUGUAAGUCCUUGGUAAAUGUUGCAAACAUCAUAAAACAACAAUUAUCCUACAAUACCCUAUUUUUAAAUUUUUUACAGGUGGACAAAAAUACUACUCUUACUCCAAGAGAAAUGGCCGAUUUUACAGUAAUAUCUGACAGUCUUUGCGAUGUAACAUUGACAACCAUGGCAUUAAACAAAGUCGGGUAUCUGAAAUCUUAUGAGGAACUCAAUCUGUAUCUGGGAUAUCUCAAAAACAAUUCAAGACCAGUAAGAACUAAAUACUAUUAUCUGAUGCGCAAUUUUUGUAAAAGAUAUUUACUAUGAAAAAAUAACAUAUAGAGAUAUUAAAGUAUGCUGUAAUAAUAGCUAUGCUAUUUUAAAGAGUAGCUGAAUUUCCUUUUAUGCAUGCGUAUUAAUUUUUGUUUGUUGUCAAGACCUCACCAUUGUCUUCGUCAGUAUGAUUUUCUGUGCAGAGAUGUUUAUAAAUGUAAAUUGUCAAUCUCUCCUUUGAAUCUGUGUUGUAUCUAUUCUCUCUGUGUUUGUGUUUGUGUUUGUGUUUGUUUCAUAGUCCAUGUCUGGUUCUUGUCUUUAGUUUUUGUCUACCUAGUCCCUUGUGUACUUACCCUCCUCCUUCGAGCUGCUCUGCUUAUCCAGUGUACCUUUUUUCAGCUUCAGGUAAGCAUUAUAUCUGGUUAAUUUCCUCCCUGCCUCCCUGAAGUAGUUAGUUUUAUUAUUUAAUGUUGGAGAAUGCCAGUAGAGCAUUCUCUUGGUAUAGUGGCAGGAGGAAUUCUCAGUGUCUAGUCAUUCUGUUACCCCUGCUAUUACCUUUAUCCCCAUUGUAUGUCCUUCUGUGUGCCUUUGUCUUAUAUAUUUGUAACUGUGUUUUCCCCAGCAAUUCUUGUCUUGUUUGUUUUGUGUAUGUGCUUGUUUCCCUGUUUGCCUCAGCAUCUGGCUUUAUUCCCAGGUGUUUGGGCUAGCUGUACCAAUCUGCAAGGUCCAAAUACUAGAUCAUGAACGGAGGUGCUUAAAUUACAUCCCUUUAUAAGAUAUCUACUCAUACAACAGUUUUCUAAUUUUACUUGUAAUCAUACAAACCCAUAGUUUUAACACCUGUUUAUGAGUGAUUACUCUAUAGUAGAUCAUUCAAACUUAUUCCGCACCUAGACCUUCAAUAUACCAACACUAAUGUCCCUGGAGAACUAAUGAGAACCCAUCUAUAGACAUUUUUACAGAUUAGCACCUAUGGAAUUGUGACACAUGUUUGAUUUGUCUUUAGUUUUUUUGUACAUUGAUACGGUGGUUAGAAUUUGAUUGGUUACUAGCUCAUACUUGAUGUGGGGGUGGGAGUGAACUACCACUAACUCUGGUUUAUCAUAUUGUAAUAAAUAAAGGGUAUGUACAGCAGUAUAAUAUAUGAAUUAUGUCUUAUCUAGAAUCCAUACCUGAUAUCAAACAUUUCUUGGUGUGAUGAACGAAAAGUUCUGGGUCAGCUCAGUGUGCAAACACAGCAAGAACUCAUUUUGACUCUUCUAAGUGAAGAAUGGAUUCUGAGUGACAUCCAGGAGUGGAUUUUCCUUUUCAGUACCCUACUCAAAGAUUUUGCUCUUGCCCUCAAUGAAUCUCAUAUUUUAAAACUGCCCUUAAAUAUCACUUGCGAGAGCUACCAAGCAAUGUAAGUAACUGUAAAAGAACAAUGUCUUUAUUGGCAUUGUUCUGGGGUUUAGCUAGAAUGUUAGUCAGAUAAAGCUUGAGUCAGCGUGGCCCAAAAUUGGUAAAAUCAUGUUAUGUCAUUGCCGGCUUCCUUUCCUUCUGAUACGGCCCACUACCAUGUCAGCGUGUGGGCGUUUGGGGUAGUCUUCAGCCUCUUCAGUUCCCCUGUGGCUUGAAUGAUGCCCUAAAUUAUGGAGUGGUGGCCUGGCUCUGGUCCCAUUUGCCAGUGAAAGAGUAAAUCCGUAGACUGUCUAGGCAAUUUGUGCACCCCAGUGCCCCACAUACCGAGACUUAUGGAGAAAGAUAAUGAGGGCUAUUUAAUCCUCUAUGCAGAACACCUUAGUGCUCAGUUGUGUGCCUACAAUUCUCAAGUUGACUUGUAAUAUUACCUUAGCCUUAUUCUGAUUCCUGGUAUUCUGACCCCUUGCCUGCUAUAUCACUUAAGAACCUAUCUUCUCUGACCUUCUCUUCUACCUGACCAUGUCUUUGGAUUCUUCCUUUCUGGAAAAAAAAAGUAUGGCAAUAUUCUAAAUUUUGUGCACUUUGUUUUAUGACAGCAUACAACUGCUAAACAAUGUCUAUCCACAUCUCAACAAAGUAACAAUACAGUCUGUGUAUGACUACUGCAAAUCUUUUCUCACAGAACAGAACUUAUCCACAGGUAUAUUGUAACAUUAUAGGUUUAUUUAAAGGAACCAUCAAAGCUAUUUUCUUUUAAUGGAUGAACGAUUCAAAAUAUAAUUUCCAUAAAAUUAAUAUAUAAAUAAUAAAAAUACAGUCAACAGACUUGUGAAUUAAUAUUCAAUUUUGCUUUAAAGCCUUUCAGAAAAAAAUGUAAAUGUCAUUUUGAUUCAUGUGCAUUAUUUUUAGAGCCCUGUGUGGCACCGAGUCUAAUAGAUGGAGAUAAGUUUAAUGCUAAAUCCAGAUUUCUUCGAGAAUCAAAGGACAUUCAUGCGUUCUUACAAUGCAUGUGCAGGCACAAGAAAUCACUUUUCCUCGACCUUUAUUAUGUAACUUGCAGAGUUUGUAAACCUUCAAAUCAGAAUAAAAAAAUUAUAAUUUUCUCAGACACUGCAGUCUUUUUCAACUCCUUGUUGUAUAGUAUUUUUUCCAGUGAUCAAGGCUCAAAAUUGCAAAUCCAGUGGAACAAGACAGACCUAAAAGUUACUCUGGAGUGUCACCAGGGUAAAGUUGUACUCACCAGGGCUAAAAUUUUCACUCGCCAAUAGCAAGUGGGAAAGUGGGUAAAAUGUUGAGCCCUGUUGUUAUUAUUAUUUAUCUACUGCCCAUUAGUACCUCAAUAUUUCUACAAAAUAUUUCCAUUAUCUACAUCUUCAUGUUUAAUAAUGUUUAACAACAUAUAAUAAUGUUUACUCCUGAAUAUUACAUUAUUUGAUUUCUUUUGUCCUUAGGAUCUUCCUGUACAUUAAACACAACUGGGACAGAGGAGUGGAUUACAAAAAAUUGGGGUGACUUUGUUUCUGAUGUGAAGAUCUCCGAACUCCUAACAUUGUAUUCGUAUCUUGAUGUGGUAAGAAUGACAGCUGGUGUAAAACAACAGAGAACCUGAUUUCUGUUUUUAAUCACAGUCCUGACAGUUUUGUAUGACAUUUUUUUUCAUUUUUGUUUAGAAUGUUUGGUUCCGUUUGUUAACGCCAGAAGAAUUUGCAGUGGUUCUACUCAAAGAAAACAUUCUCACUGAUUAUGCUCUUGUAACCAGAAUUUUAGGCCUUAUUGAGACCCAGAAUGUCAAUGAAUAUGUGACUGCCAUUACAAGUAAAGCUGCAGAGGUACCGCCUUCAUACAAAUCAUAAAAUUAUGCUCUGUAUGUAAAAAUUUAUACAUGUCAUUAGACUUCACUUGAGUGUUUUGUGUGAAACAAAUGCUCCCACACAACAUCCUACUUUGUACUUCUUUUAUUGGUGAAUGCAAGAGGGGACAAGCAGGGAACACUUGCCCCCCUCUGAAAUAUUGGUGGAUUCUAUUUCAAGGGUACAGAAGUCUUUAUCUUUGCUGAUAACUUUUAUAAUAUUGUUGCUUACAAAAAUGAUUUAAGCAGUGUGUAGGGAUAUGAUGUCUUGUCUUAACAAUCAGCCUUAUUGGACAAUAUAAGGAUGAUAACAACAACGUACUGGUAUAAAUUAUCAGGGUCAAGAAGCAGUCCCCCUGCUCCCUUAUUAAGUCACCUUGCAAGUGGUUUGGGAUAUUUUAUGUGGAUGCCUGUGAUGUCACAUGUUUGGAAAAGUGUAUUUCUUUGGGCAUGGUAUACACCAUUUUCGUUCUAUAUUUCUUCUGCCUAAAUUAAGAAAUGUUUUAUGACAUUUAAAUAUAAUAUUUAAGUAGCAGUAAUUUUAAAUAUUUAAUGAUUUUUUUGUGAAGGAACAAAAUUUAUGAAAGUAUAGGGAUAAGUGUAACAAUGUUCCUAUGGCAAAUGUAUAUAUGGCAAAUGUAUUUAUCCAUUUUUUUUUAUUUUCUAUUCUGUAUUAUAUUAUACUUUUAUAUUUUUAUUUGUAUCAUAUUUUUUAAAGUUUUUUUUAGGAAUCCAGAAUAUAUUUUAGCAUUUAUAUAUAUAUAUGCAUCUAUAUUAUUUAAUAAAACAGGGACUCUUUGUCUUCAUGGAAAAAAUAUCUUUAUGGAAAAUAUUUUUAACAAAACAAUUGUGGCGUUAUUAUAACAUAAAAUAUUUUUUCUUUUGUACUUCUUAGAACAAUCUUAUAGAAUCCCAGAUAACUCUGCUGAAGGAGACCCUAUUGGCUGUAAUAUUGGUGAAUCACAGUUCCUCUUUCUCCUCUUUUGAUACACAAGACUGGGUAAAUUUGAUGAAUGAUUUGGUUCUAUUACUUCCCUACAUCAACGAAACUCUUCUUCAGUUUCUGCCAACUGACAUCUCCUGCUCUUCAUACCAAGAAAUGUAAGUGUGUUAGAAGUAAUAUCUGAUAUCACAAGUUGAAGCUAUAAGAUUUUUAUUUAAAAAUUUAAAAUUUGAAGAAUUAAGAAAAUAAAAAACUCUAUAGCAUAAAUUAGUUCAGACUAACAAUCUGGCUGUUUAUGUAUCUCAGCAAUCAGUUUAUAGGAAGAAAAUACAUAAUUUCAAGCAUGGAGUAAACUUUAAAUUGUGUACCACUAGACAGGCCAAAUAGUUACUAGACUGUGAGCCUGCAAUCUUGGAAAAGUGAAUUUCUACUUGCCAGGACUGAAUUUUCACAUGUUUACUGGGCGAUUGGAAAUUUUAAGUGCUGAUUUCAGUGUUUGAUUAUUCAACUAGGAGAACUGAAAAUGAAACUGCAAAUAUUAGGUGAACGUAGCAGAGUUAUAAACGUAGAAUUUUUACAAUUUUGUUAUUUGGGUUUACUUCGUAAGUUAGAUAAUUCUGCAUUUCUAUUGUUAUUUAUCUGUGAUAUUAGAAUUUGGAAGGGCAACGUAUACAACAUAGUGUAAAUACAAAAAAGAAACAAAUUGUGUCAUGAAACCCUUGUGCAUUUCGCAUUAAAACCAAUUAAUUUGAAAACACGUUUCUAAUUUUUAUACUUUGUUUAAUCAGCAUUAUAAAAUAUGUGUGGUUAAUAAACAAUAACAAUGGAAUAAUUUGAUCUAUUUUGUAGAAUCCCUACUUAAAACCAUACAAUAAGACAAUACAAUUUUAACAUUACACAUUGUUUGCUUUUUCUUAAACAGAGUGAAAGAAUUUACCUAUAUUUACACAUCACUGUCAGAUAUAACCAAACAAGAGUUCUACAAUUAUUUUAUCAAAAAAUUCAUGACCGAAAAGCUGUCUACAGGUGUAACAGGUACGUUCCUUCGUUUCCUGGCACAGUUGAAACUUUUUAUAGAGCUGCAUGCUAACAGUUUGGAUUACUUAAUAUUUCACUGUAAUAAUAUAUAUAUAUAUGUUUGCUUUGUAUAGAUGUUUGUGAAACAUCAGAUUUCAGGAUUUGGAUUUAUAUUAACUUUGGAUAUUUUAUCGAGCAAUCCACAUUUGCAGAUCUGAUUUUGUUCAAUAACAACAUCACAAGGGUGAGAAUUUGAUUUCAAAUCCAUUUAAAGAUAAAUAGAUAGCUAGUCAGACGGACGGACGGACGGACAGACAGACAGACUAUUACUUAAAAAAUAAUCUCACUUUGUAUUUUUGUUUUAAUUUUCUCUUCACAGGUACAGAACCCAGAUGAACUUUCGUCAGUAGAGCUCGCAGAUUAUAUUUUUGUUGCUGAUACCAUAAAAGACACACAAAUAUCCCAACGUCUUGUGGAUCAAAUCAAAAAAUUUCAAAAUUAUGAUACUCUUCUGGACUAUCUUAACAGGAUACAAAGUUCCCUUUCCCAAGUAAGACAUCAUUGUGAACAAAAUAGAAUAUAUGAAUAGAAUCCUUACAGCUCCAAAUCCCCUGCCUCCACAUAUAAUUAUAUAUAGAAAACUAUCAUCAUUAGCACUUUUUUGUGUUUUUUGUUUUUUCACCAUUGACCAGAGCUAUUAUCUGGCACUCGUCAUAAUUUUGUUUCUCUAAGGCACUUCUUACAAUAGGUUUCAGUUCCAUUUAUAAAUUACAUAUACAUAGGCACUUUCUAAUUCACCUAUAAGAACUUUAUAAAUGAGCCCCUAUGCAAUUUAACGCAAUUGAUGGCCCUUUACAUAGCAUAAUAACAUUUAACACUUGGAUGGUAAUUGGUAUUAUUCCGUGUAGUGUGUGUAUGACCCAAAUGCUUUAUUGCUGAAGUAUCGUUUAGCGAGCGCGCUCUCUCACUCCCCAGUUAUAAAGUAGGUGACGCUUAUGUGCCAUUGUUUAGGGAAUAUUCCCCGAUCUGGCCAAAGUGAAUAUAAAGAGCAAUCAGAUAAAGUAUUACAUAUGAGGAGUUGAGUAAGGAAUAUAACACACGCUCAAAUUUUUCGGGAGUAAGGCAUUGGUAAUACAACACACUAUAUUUGGUUACGCAAUCCAUACUGCAUGUUACAAUUCCUUUCUUUCGCUGCAGCCACGCCAACCAGUACGUGUGAGGCGGGAUAUUGGCGAGCAGUCGUAUGAACCUCUGAACAACACUCAACCCACCAGCUUUCAAUCUGGGGUAAGUGGAUCUUUUUUAUUUAUUUAUUUCUAUUAACAGGGCAUAUUUAGUUAAUGCUAUUUUAGGGGUCCUUAGGAAAGUUCCGAACCGGGACUAAAAGUUGACCAGGCUUAAUUUUGACACACUGUUUAGUGAUGAUCCAAAAUGGAACAAUAAUGGAAAGCUUUUAAUUCUGAAAAAUACCCUGAGUGCCACCAAACUUUUUUGAUUUUGUAUAUCACCGUAUACACAUAUAACAGUCAGAUCUGAGCACCCGGCAUAUGAAACUUGAAAGCAAAAGUGCAAGGACUUUGUUACUAUAUAACGUGUUUACUCAAAUCUAAUAUGCACCUUUUUUGGGAAAAUAACGUUUCCAAAAUUUGAAUGUGCAAUAGAUUCAAUGGCGCAUUACAUUCAGAGCAAAACUAGAAAUUUUCCAGCAAAUUUCAUUUCGGUGAGUUCACACUGGCGAACUAAGACUGGUGAAUUAAAAGGGAUGAAUUUAAACAGGGGAAUUGAAACAGAUGAAUUAAAACUGGUGUAUUAAAACUGGUGUAUUACAAUGGGUGAAUUAAAACUGGUAAAUUAAAACUGGUGAAUUCAAACAGAUGAAACAGAAGUCACAUUUUUCCUGAAAGAGGUCUUAAGAAAGAAUAGACUUAACAUGUAUUACUAAAAUUGAAAUUCCAUCAAAGUUACGAUGGUAUAUGGCAAUAAACAUUUUAAUUGUAGCACAAUGUUGUAUAGUAGUAUCUUCUUGUAUAAAUGUGCAUUACAUUCACCAGCAAAAACAUUUUUGAGCUUCCAGGUUUCAAAAAUUGAGGUGCGCAUUAGAUGGCGCAUUAGAUUAGAGUAAAUACGGUAUAUAUAUACUCAAUGGAUCUGCAAAACAAUUCCUUGUCUAGGUGCCAAUCUCCAGACAAAAAUGCUAAAUAAAAAGAAAGAGUGUACUCACUGGACUUCUUCAUAAAUGUGCUGCUCGAGAUAAAAGUCCAGGAUAGGACUGAAACGUUGAUCUUGAUUUGUGUUUCCAAAGGGUCUGCUUCAUUAAAAGCAGCAUCACAUUUAUGAAGAUUUCCUGUUAGUGAUCUCUUUUUUUUUUUUACACUGCAUUAAAAAUAAAAAAAAUAAAAACACACACAAAAAAAACUUGAGAUGCAAAAAUGUCCACUGUAAUUUUGCUGUGGGAAAAAUAUCUAAAAAAAAUUAUAUAAUAGGAAAUGUCAGUUAUGGUAAAAUAACACAAAAAAACUGCAUGAACAAACAAUAUAAUAAACUGAGUAAUAUGAGGCAAGAAAAGUAAUAAAUAAUAUAAUAAAAAGAAAAAAUAUAAUAAAAAGAAAAAAAUUAAAAGAAAUUAAGGAAAAAUGUAAACCAUGUUACAUUUAAGCAAUUUUAAAUUACUCUGAGCCAAUUAUGAUUUGAUAAAUCUUUUCUUUUUCUUUUUUUUUUAAUUGUUGUAACAGUUUUAUGCUACAUACACACAGCAUUGCUAAAUUUCCUAGAUGUAUUUGUUAGUACUACAAAAAUGAUCCCAUUUAAAUUCUCAUUCCGAAAUAUGUUAUCCGAUUGUUGAAAGAUUUUCUCGGUCCAAUUAAAUAUUUCACAUCUAGUCUAUUCUUUUCAUUACUUUUAUUUUUUAGAUUGCAGACCUAUCAUCAAAUGUUUACUCACGUAAUCAGCAAGGACCACUGACAAAGCUGAGCAUCAGCAUUCUACAGAAGAUUGUGACUAAUGUGCUCAUAGAUCUCAACCAAGAAUGGAGUUUACUGGACAUGCAAAAAUGGAUCCAAGUUUUUGACAUUCUGAUUACACAGUUAUAUAGUGCACUCACUGAAAUGCACUUUUCACAACUGCCGCUCAAUAUUUCUUGCACUGACUACCAAUUAAUGUGAGUAAAAUAUAGUAGUAUAUAUGUAUAUAUGAUUUUCUCACCCCUUUUGGGUGCUAUAUAUAUUCCUCAUUAUUGAGUCCUCUGCCAGAGGCCUGAAGUCUGAGGGUUCUGCGCAGUAUCUUAUCUGUUCCUAGAAGCGAUUUUAGAUGUUCCAUCUGGAAUCUGUUAAAGUUACUGUGCUCCUAUCACAACUGGGACUACUACUGGCUUCACUUUUCAUAUCCUCUCUAACUCCCCUUUCAGUACUUGGUAUUUAUCCGUCUUCUCAUAUUCGUUCUUCUUGAUGUUAUAGUCACUUAUAGUCAUAUAUAUAUAUAUCUCAAUAUAUAUAUAUACAAAAUACAUGUUUGUCUCACCAAACUACCAAUUAUGGUCUUGAUUCAAUAUUUUUGGAUUUCAAAUAAAUUGGAUACAUUUUUUAAAUGAUUUAAUAUUUUGAAAAAUAUGUUAAUAUUUAGAUAUUUAGAUUUUUUUAUAUAUUAUAUAUUUUUAUACAUAUCAUAUAUUUUCUGAUAUUUUCUGGAAAAAUAAUACAUUGUUUAUCCAAAAAAUAUUAAAUCUUUUGAAAGGCUUUGCGAAUUAUAUCUAAUAUUAAUAUUCUUAAGACUCAUUUUUUUUUCUUUAACUUGCAAAAUAAUAUUAUGUUUUAUUUUGCUUUGUAUCUGACUAUAUCAAUGAAAUGGUAAACUGAAAUUAUUGCAUUAUUUAUUUUGGUUGAAAACCACAGAAUAAAGAGGCUGAGCAACAUCUACCCCAUUCUUGAUGAUGCUGAAAUUAAGAGUGUUUACACAUACAUUAAGUCAUUUUUGACACAACAAAAGAAUAACUCAGGUAACACACUAGAAAUACAAAUUGAAAUUAAUUUUACUGCAGAAAAUAUUAGAGCAAAUAAUUCUUUUUGCAUUAAUGUCAGAAAUGUUAUUAUCAAAGAAGUGAAAUUAAUCAGUGUUUAUAAAUUGAAAUCUAGCACAAAUUAGUCUGCUAUGUUUGAUUGGAACUUAGAGAAGGAUUUUUAAAAAAAAAAUAUAUAUUUUUUUUUAUUACAGAUGAGUAAAGGAAGAUACAGCUUAAGAAUUAAUUUUACAAAACAAAAAUAGAGUAGAUGAGUAAACAAUAUAAGCAGACAGAGAAGAAAUGUUAACCUCUUUAAAGUGACCCUACCACUACUAUUUUCUUUUCAUAAAUUAGUUAAAAACAACAUUGCCAACAAAUUAUUAUAGUGUUCAUCUAACUAAUUUCCAAUUACUAUUUAAAAAUCUGAACUUUUAUCUGUGUGGGCAUUGCCAUCUUGGAAUUGUGUUAUGAGUACGAACAGUUGCAGGGAGCAUGUGAUAUAAACUGGCAAAUCGCUGUUAGAAUGAAAAGAUACUUUGAACUCUCUAAUGGUUCCCACCAUGUUCAUCAAAAUGUUAUUGUUACCUAAAAUUAUUUGAUUCUAAAAUAUAAAAAAAAAAAAGUAGUGAGACAAAAUUAACAUGAGCUGCAGUGUAGGCAGUUUUUAAAAUCCCAUAAAAUUAUGCGCCUAUAACUUUGAAUGAAUAACUUUAUUUUCUUAUAGUUUUUUUGGUUCAAAACUUACAGGUACAUAGUAAGGUUAACUUAAACAAAUGCUAUCUUAAUUGAUUACUGAUCUGAACUUAAAAUUAAUACAGUGAAUCAUACAAAUAAGUAGGAAUGCGGAGAAUAGGAGUAACACACAAAAUACAAAUACAUUUUAAAAACGCAAAUAAAAUUAGAGACUAGAGAUCGUGGUCAGUGGUAUCUAAUAAAAACACAAACUCUAUACAGUGUGAUCUGUAAAUAGUGAGAAUUGGCACGCAAUAUAAUGAGGAGAACUCGCUGGAGAAUUAGUAAUAGCAGGCACAUUAUCCUAAGUCAAAUAUGAAGUGGGAAGUCUUCAAAGUAAAGAAGCCUUCUUACACUUGAAAGGCAAAGAAAGACCAAAAAAAUUGUGCAGAUGGAAGUAAAAACUAAUUCCACCACAUUUCUGUACACAUAAACAUCAUCCUAUAUAUUGUGUAAAUAACAGAAUUUUGUAAAAAAACAAAACAAAACAAAAACAGAAUUCAUCUUUCUGUAUUUUCAUAAAAUAGAUGUAUUUUAUAUAAUCUAAGUCAACGCCACUUCUGUUUUAUUCAUUAGGUAAUUAAUUGAUUCCUCUACAUUGAUGAUUGAUGUGUCUACUACAACGUUAAUAUACUUUACUUUCACCACAACUAAUAAAUAAACAAUAAUAAACAGAAAUCAGGAUAUCUGUACCGUUGUGUUUAUGAGUGCUAUCUACGUAGAAUACAUUUAAUGCAAAUUAAUAUUACUUUAAAAUCCAAUCAUGCUUUAUUUUAGUAGAAAAAAAGAUCUGGCAUAUUGAAUUAUGUUUAUGAAAAUUGAUAGCAUUGUCCCAAAGAGCAAAAAAAAAAUGUCUUAAAAAAUAUCUAAAAUAAUAUUUUGCUAUUUAGGGUCUGCGUGUGCAAAUGAUGUUAACAAUACCACGGAGUGGAUCAGUAGAAAUUUCGGUAACUUCUCUACAAGUGCUUCUAUUUCUGAUUUCAUGGAACUGUAUCCAGAUCUCGAUAUUGUAAGUACGCUUAUGAGAAAUUUCUCAUCAUCAAACCAGAUUCAGUUCACUUUCAAAUAACAAUGAAUUGUUCCAUUCUCUUCCAGGGGGCUCUUCUUGGUCUUUUAAAUCCAGAUGAUGUGGCUAAACUCCUAAUAAACCCAGAUAAUCUUUUGAAUAGAACAUUCCUCAUCGAUAUCCUGAGUCUUAUCCAAUAUGAAGAGAUAUCACUAUAUGUAACUGCAAUCACAACAGCUGCAUCGAAGGUGACUACGUAUAUAAAUAUGGUUAUUAGAAGGUUGAAAAGCUUACAGUUCACCUAUCCUCAAUAAAAACGCCCAGUACUUCUUUAUAGGAUGAAUAUUUUAUUGUGAUGACUAUAAUGCUAGCUAAAUCAUGGUUUAUAGAAAUUACUUGAAAAGAGAGACUCCAGCUGCAUGGUGGCCUGUAAAUCCUAGUUUAGCUCACCAUAACAAGGCCAUUCUUGUAGGUGCUUCUGCUAAGUGGUUUCCCAGUUUAUGUAUCCCAGAAUUUUGAAAGAUUAUAGUUUCAUCAGACACUCAAACAACAGAGAAGUCACAGCUUUGCAAAAUCAUAAUUUAUAUGCUAAAUGAUUUACGUUGCCUUCUUUUUUACAGACAUUAACAGUGUGAUUAAAGAUUAUAAAUAUGAUGUGUAAUAAUUCUCCUGUGUCCAUCUUCAUAAUUAGGCUCACCUGGCAGAAUCCGAGAUCACCAUGGUGGAGGAAAUCUUUCUGGAGUCUGUUCUCCUUAAAAUAAAUGCCAACUUCUCAGAGUACAAGGCCGAAGACUGGAGGAACUUGUUCCAACAGUAUUUAUUAUUACUGCUUCCAAGCUUCAACCAAACUCUUCUUCAUCUUCUACCAACUGACAUUCCCUGCUCUUCAUACCAAGAAAUGUAUGUGUCAAGUAUCACGAGGGAAACUUGAGCAAGACAAAAGGCUGGCUAGCUGUCCGAUACAGUAUUAAUUGACACAGUUAUAUGACAUUCCCCCAUAAACACCAAUAAUUCUGAUACCCGUUAUACUGUAGCACAGAUACAUUUUAAAGGCAAUGCAGGUAAUGCAUAAAUCGAAGGGGGUAGAGUACGGUUAGCAUUUAGCUCUGAGGGCAAUACAUGAACUGGCUAGAACAUGGUUGAAAUUUAACACUGUAGGCCUUUUGAAUUUGAAUGUAACAGUCUAGAAGUUAUUUUUUUUUUUCAAACGUUGAUAUCUGCUUGUGUCAUUUUAGUGUAAAGGGAUUUAGCAUUGCAUAUGAAUCCCUUUCCAGUCAAACCAAAGAUGACGUCUUCCAGAAUUAUAUAAAGAAAUAUUUAUCUGGGCAUUCUCAGUCCACAGGUACGCUCCUUGUGUAUUGUUUAGUAUUCAUUAUUCAUCAUUUUUUUUUUAUAUUAAGGAUGAAUAAACUGAUAAAUUUGCUAAGGGGUUUCUUCCAUAAAUACAGAAUGGUGUCUUGUCACUAAACUGGGAAUUGUCAUGACUUCAGAAAUAAUUAAUUAAGAAAAAAAGGAGGGUUGCACUCAAUCACAAAAAUUAACACAGGGUGCACUGAGCAUGGGUCAGCAAACCCCAUACAAUCUACAUAAAUGAAAAAAAUCUCAGGAACUCACUGUGAUAUGUUCAAGGCAGUUUUUAUUGAAUCUGCAACGUUUCGACCUGUACCUAAGUCUUUAUCAAGUAUGAUAAAGAGUUGGGUAAAGGUCUGCAACGUUGCAGAUCCAAUAAAAAAUGCCUUGAAGAUAUCACAGUGAGUGCCUGAGAUUUUUUCAUUCAGAAACAAUUAAUAAUAUUUAUGGGAAAAAAACAAAGCUGGGAAAAGAAUAUUACAUCACAAAUUUCAUCCAAUGUGUCAAUUUCACAUACAUCAUAAAUUCACCGAAUAAGCACAUCAUAUUAUAAAGAUUAACCUCUAAUUAAGCAUUACCAAAAACUGUUACCAAAUAAUUUUUAUAAAGAUUAACCUCUAAUUAAGCAUUACCAAAAACUGUUACCAAAUUAUUCAUUUUGCCAUAUUACACAAAUUGUAUCAUGAUUUAUGCUUGCAUCAUUUCAGUAUAUCAUGAUACAAGAUAUCCUAUAGAUAUCUUUAAAUAUAUCCUCUGAAGAGGAUAUCCAUUCUUCCUAUACUUUUUAACUUAGAUUAGUCUGUUUGGCAUUUUUUUUAUUUCAGUGACAUACUUGCCUUAUAAAAUGUCAUUAUUAACAGUAAUAUAUAAAGAAAAAAAGUCACUUGCGCCUUUAAAUCAUCUGUCCGUAAUAAUUUCUCCCCAAAAAAUACCCUUUGUUUUCUUUAUUUUUAAGUUAUCGUUAUUCUUUACUUGCAUCUUAUAACUGGAAUCUUUCGUGUAACCCAAAAUGAUUUAGAUAAAUGAUGGAAAACCUAAAUAAACAAUGUUUGCUCAUUAAUUUUAGGCACUGCUUGUGAUGCCAGUGAUUACGCAACAUGGUUAGAGUUAAACAUUGGGAUGUUUUUCAACCAAACAUCCAUACAAGAUCUCAUUACUUUUAACGAGAACAUAGCAACAGUGAGUAUUUACAUCUCAGAAUACAACAAAUAUAUCUACUUAAAUGAAGAGGAGAGUAUCCUAAAAAUGACAACAAUAUAUAAGCACAUUUGUAUUUGAGCAUUAUGGCUACUUACUUUAAGCGCAGAUAGAUGAUCUAAUUCCACCGUAAAGACUUUUGAGAACGUGUUCUAGAAAUCUGUCUUGAUCUCUAUAUUGCUUUGAGUGACAUUAGAACCCUCCGUAACUCACUGCCUCACCGACUGAAUGCAUUAAUGGUGGUUAGUUCUUGGAAGCAGAUCAAAGCGACUAUGAUUCAAAGGGUUGGGAAUAGAGAAAUGUAAUUCUCUCCAAGCUAAAAAUCAUUACUGUAGCCUAAAGGAAGAGAAGUGGAACACAUUGUUAUGAUGGCAUACAUAUCGCUCCUAAAGGGAUUAAACUGUUUCAACACAUUUUUGUUUGGUGGUGGUGUUAUAAAAAACAAAAUAACAAUCAAGCUACCAAGUUGCUGCUGAAUAUCAAAUUUUUUUUGCAGAUUUUUAAAAAGUUUCAUUAUAAACGGAGGUAGAAAUUUAAAUGGUGACAUUUAUCUUGUCAAAAUCUUUCCUGAUUCAACAGCCACAAAUAUACUUCAAGAGAUAACCCUCAAAGGAUUCUAUGCAAUUUACAUUAUGUAAAAUAUUUGAUUAAAAAAAAGCAACUUCACGUGUUUUCUGUUAUUGCUCAGCCUUCUCGAAAAGAUUUGGUCUCCCUGUCUCAGAAAUAUGGAGGUCAAUGUCAAGACUCAAAGUUGAGUUGGUCUCAGAAGAAACUAUUACAGAAUAAUUUCUAAUAGAACUACAAAAAUUUAUUCUACUGCAAUCUGUAGAACUACUCCCAAAUUAAACUGCUCAGUUUGUAUUGGUACUGUAUAUUAUGUAUAGGUGUAAGUAAGGUUCUCUGAUCAUUGCCAUGUGUUCUAUUUUUGUGGUCUUCAGGUGGAAAACCUGGCGCUAAUCAGUGCUGCUGAUCUGGCUGACAUUACAUUUUUGGCAGAGUCGUUACAAAACACAACCUUGAGAGACAUUCUUGUGGAUCAGAUCAACAAAUUUGAAGACUGUUUAGCUGUGUUGCAAUAUCUUCUCAGGAUACAGAGCAUUAUUUGUCAAGUAAGAAAUAUUUGAAGCUUGUAAUAUUAAAAAAAGACAAGAGAAACAUAAGAAGUUGGAGUUUUCAGUUUCUACUACUUUAUUUGCUAACAUGAAGACCAAUUAUUUUGUUGGAUACGUCCAUUAAAAUAUGACCUUAAUAAUUAGCCUGAGUAUGCACAAGUCAACAUAAUGAAUGGAUAUAUUUGCUGCAAUUAAAUAUAUUAUGGACAAAGUGGUUUAUCUGAACUUUAACGAGCUGACCCAUAAUUCAUCGUUCCUAACUGAUUUUUGAGAUGCAGCUCAACAGAGAUGGGAAAAAGUAGUUUUGAAAUACAUUCAGGAUAAAAAUAGAAUGUGUUUCUAACAUAGAACAUUGAUUAUAAUAUGAUUAACAAAGUAUUUAACCAAGGGACGCAGUUUGUUUUUUUGCUAGUUUCCAAAUAUGUUCUGUGGCCAAAAUAUACUAUAUAAAAUUAUAUCAAUAUAUAAAAAAAGUCAAAAUGGUAUGAGGCACUACCAGUGGAUUCUCACUGGAUUACUAUUGCCUGCAAUUUUUUUUAUGUAUUUCAGUUAAAUUAUUCUUUUAAAGAAAUUAAUUUUGAAAUCAAAUGUUUUCUAGAAGGUGGAAAGUUAUUCCAACAACUCUUCGUGUGAUGAACACCAAAACCGGACUCAACUCUCUGUUGAAACACAAGAGAAGAUCAUUGACAAUAUAUUUGGAUUACUGAGCAAAAAAUGGAGUUGCCUGAAUGGGUCGAUUUGGCAGCAGAUUCUUAAGAUUAUCCUUAAAUAUUUCUCAGUUCUUCCAAAUGCCUCUCAGCUUUCUCAACUUCCUCUAAAUGUAUCUUGCGCAGAUUACCAAGCCAUGUAAGUAAUGUCAAUGCUUUCACAAAAAGAGAAAUGUGUGUGAACUGAUCUCAACGUGUCCUUUCAACUUUUUUAUCAUCAACAGAAUCCAAGAUCUGAACAGUGUGUAUACGAGGCUCAACAAAUCAGAAAUUUAUUCCAUAUAUACCUACUGCAAAUCAUUCCUUAGCACUCAGGUUACAUUAACAGGUAUUGUCAGGGUUUUAAGACUCCAUACCAAUGUCCUGGUUCAAUAACACAUUUCUAUAUACAUUUUUUUUCUACAGUUGUUUAUUUUGUUGUUUGUUACUUUCAUGGUCAUGGUCCUAAUUCUCAUUGUAAAUUUGUAUAACAUUUAUCGGCCAGGUUCAGCAUGUAACCCUGACAACAGCAACAGCAAAGAGUGGUUGCAAAGAAAUUGGGGAUUGUUCUUCAGAAAUUCAACAGUAACUGAAGUCACUGAUUUAAACCCCAGUCUUGACAUAGUAAGAAUUUUGUUUAUUUUUCUGUAAACAUUUUAAUAGAAAAAUAUUAAUUAAUAUAAGAAAUACUCUUUCUAUAUAUAUAAUAUGUUUGUUUUGUGUUCAUCAGGAUGACGUACUGGAAAUCUUGACACUGAGUGAUGUUGCUAUACUUUUAGCAAAACCCAAAGUCCUUAAAAAUGCUACUCUGCUAAGAAGUAUUUUUGCCAUAUUAGAUGCAGAAAAUAUUACAGACUAUGUGAAAAUGAUAACAGAGUCUGCAAAAAAGGUAUUGUUUCCAUGUCGUAUAUUCACAAAAUGACCUAUAACUUGCAUAGAAUCCUUGUCCUCACAUUUUUUAAUAUUACCUUCUACUCGUUUCAUAUGGGGUGGAGGAAGAUGGGGUGUUACUUGUCAAGACAGCCUUAAUCUGCAUUGUUAUUGGGAUAUUCAUUGUAGCAGAGCUCCCAGUACCGCGGCUGGGAACCUCUGCCAGGGGGUUGCUUCCUAGCUGGGACCCGGGGAAACGGAUAUGUGCCACUAGCUCUCUUAGUCCUUACAAGGUCUUUACCCGCUGCAUCCCCUGCAAGCUGGAACAGCAGACACAGGGGUUAAAUCUUCCUUCCCUCCAGUAACUAGACAAGACACAGUACUGAAGGUGCAAACACUGACUAUCUUGAUUUUGAACACACAGCUUUUAUGCACAGACCCCCACAGGGGGUCUCCACUCAGUACAACACAAUCCCAUGCAGGAGGGGGCUGGGUUACAGAUAGCCAUCUCCCGCUCGGGGAGAUACCAACAGCACAUACAGGUACACACAUUAAAACACAUAAACAUCUCAAAAGUACAAUUCCAAUUUCAAAAGGGGUUAAUUGGAUUGCAUGAAAUGCCCAAUCCCUCUUUUAAGCUUGGACUCCAGAAGAGCUAUUCUGUAGGGUGUGUGAAGUCACACUGACAUGUGCUGGAAGUCUUUUGAUAUGGUAAUGCUUAUAGAAUGUUAAUUCUAAAUAAAGAUAGGCAUCUGAAUGAGCUUUAGAUUAACAAUUUCAGCUGUGGCAACAUAACAUUUGCUAUGAUAGCCCAGGUCACAAAUUAUUCACAUAAGGCAAAUUUCGUAAUUUUUAACCACAGUGAAUUUAUAACAUAGAACAUAGAUUAUGAUACAAUUAACAAAGUAUUUGCUAGUUUCCAAGUAUGUUCCGUGACCAAUAUCUACUAUAUAAAAUUGUAUCUAUAUAUAUAAAAAAAUCAAAAUCUGAAAAUAUUUUUAAAAACCUGUUUUUCAAUUGGUUUGCUGCUUGACUAUGUUACAAAUCAAGCAAAUCUCUAUCUACACCUCCUCUCACUGUUCUUAAAAUGAAUAUGGUGCAUAUAUAUAUAAAAAAAUAAAUAGGAAACUGUAGAGAACAGAUUUAUGGGAUCUGUAGUCCAGCUAUCAUGAGUAUUUUCGUGUAUGAAAAACUUGGAAAUUUUAUAUUUAUCGCCAUGUGUUUUCAUGGGUGCAUGCAUCCACCAAACCAGUAAUAAACUUGUAUCCCCAAUGACAUUACAGAGUAAUGAGGGUAGAAUACCCAAAUCAUAGGAUGCAUUCUGCUAGUUAAAGCAUUGUAUUUGGCCCUAUAUCUUAAUACUAGAGUUUGCUUAAUACCACGACUUAGUGGUAUAUUUUGGAUGCUACCUUUCUACUAUCCUUUUUUGUCCACAUGUAACAUGCAUACACAAAGAAUACAAUGACAACAUAGAUGGAGCAGCUUAUACAAUUGUUCUGAUUAUUUCUUGAAAUAUCACUCUUAAUUCAUAUCUCAGAUUUGUUAACUGUUUUGAUAUGUCUCACAAUACUCUUAAGGCUAGAUGUAUUUAAAUUGUCUCAUACCAUUUUUGGCACUUGAUUGAACUGUGGUCUCUAAUACUGUCGUCCCCCCUUAGGUUAAUCUUUCAGAGAUUGAACUGACAGUAGUGAUGAUAAACUUACUGGACAUAAGCCUUCUCCAGCUCAGCUCCAAAUUCGAUUUUUUUGUAACAAAAAACUGGACAAACUUGUUCCAGACAGAUUUGGUUCUCUUGCUGAAUUAUUUCAACCAAACUUUUCUUCAACGUCUACCAACUGAAAUCUCCUGUUCUUCAUACCAGGAAAUGUAAGUCGUUCAUAUGAGACAACAAUGUCCGUCUUCAUUAGAUACAACCAUAAUAGUCUAUUGAUCAAAUACAGCACAAUAUUGAAAUAUGAUGUUAGGUGAGAGAUUGGGAUGUAUUCUAAUGUUUUAUACAUGUUUUAACAGAGUGAAAGGAUUUAGCCUCGUUUUCACAUCUCUUUCAACAAAGACUAAAAAGGAUAUAUUCAAUUAUUUUAUUAAGAACUUUUUGAAUAAGCAGAAAGCGUCAACAGGUAAGUCAUAGUUUUAACUCCACUGUCUUUUUUAACCUCUUUAUUUCUCUUAUUGAUUAAUUAUAUAGAUAACUACUGUUCUUCUUUUACAUUUUGUGAAGUUGCAGUGCCAUUGUUUACCACGUGACAAUGGGAAUUAUAACAUGGCUGUUUUUCAUUGCUGUCAGCUAAAUCUCUAUAUAAAGAUUGAGUUAUAGAAAAAAUAAGAGCAAUGCAGGUGUGAAAAAAAGCAUCAAAGCAGUCUUUCACUCACACACACAGUAGGUUUGAGAGAAUUUUGAGAAAGCAUAGACACUAGCCCAGAAGUAGGCAACCUUCUACACUCAUAUCAGACAAUGCUCCUACAGCCAUAAGGCUGGGAAAGCAUCAGGGGAGAUGUCCACAACAUCUGGAGUGCCAAUAGUUGUGAACUCCUGCACUAGACUCAUGUCUCCAGUCUUCCAAAUGAUUCAAAGCCUUCUUUUAAGCAAUAUACUUUGCUGGACUGCAUAGUGAUGAAGGAGCGCUCCAAGUCUGAUUCUGUGAUACCAUCUUGAAUGAAAGAGAGGCCUGGUGGUAAGAUGUCUCGGAGGCUCAAUGUCCCAAUGGCCUCCAAACAAAAAGAAUCCUACAUUUAUUCCCUGGAUAUAUUUUUUUAAUGUCUAAUGUCAAAUGGUAACUGACCAAAGAAAUUGUUCUUUUUUGUCCCUGUAUCUUGUCAAAAAACUUACAAUAAAGCACACUGAUAUAUUUAUCAAGAAACACAGAAUAGGCAUUCAAAAUCCACACUAAUAAAUGCAAAGUUCUGUGAAACAAACAUCGAAGAAAAUAUAAUGUGCAUCUUUGGCACACGCUGGUGAUGAAAUUAUAGUGGGGAAGGUUUCAAAUGAAAAUGGCAAUACUCCUAUUUAUAUACACAUUAAACAGAAUGUUGUUUUUUGAGACCAAUGCAAAUAUAAUGUCUAUCUCUAUCAUUUCCUUAGGUUCAACUUGUGUUUCUGGCACAACUAACUUUGAAGAGUGGAGGACAUGGAAUUUUGGUUUAUUUUCUGAAUUUGCCACCAUUUAUAAUUUUAUUAACUUCUAUACAGGGUUUGACGCAGUAAGUAACUCACAAAACCACACAUAAUUGUCAUGCUUUUUACAUAGAUAUAUUUGUUUCUCAAGACAAAUAAUGGUGUUUUGGGAAAAAUGAACAAACACUGGAUUGUAUUUCUUUCUCUCAGGGUGACCUACCACCAAAUGAUGCAGCUUCCAUAUUGAUUCAAAAAGAUGUUCUUUCUAACCAUGCUUUGCUGGAGUCAUUUUUAAGUGGUAUUGAGCCAGCAAAUAUUACGGAAUAUGUCAACGCUUUCACUUCUGCAGCAAUACAGGUACAGGAUACAAUAAGUAGGUUUCACCUUACUGGAAUCACACAUUUACACUUAUCAACCACUAUAUAUUUACUUAUAUAAAAAUGUAACAGAGUGUAAAAGAUAUCCUGGGUGAUGUAUUACUAAAACAACUGGUUUUCCUUUUAGGCCAAUCUUUCAGAGGUCCAAAUAACGUUUGUGAAGCAGACACUCCUGAAUAGAACUCUUGUGAAACUCAGCUCUUCAUUCUCUAUUUAUGAAACAUACAACUGGACAGUCUUGUUCCAGACAGAUUUAGUUAUUUUGCUGCCGUACUUUAACCAAACUCUUCUUCAGCUUCUGCCAACUGACAUAUCCUGCUCUUCAUACCAAGAAAUGUAAGUCUCACCAUUUACAUUUACCUUGUAAAAUAAUACCUUUUGUAGAUGCAUAGACGUGAUAAUUCAUUAAUCUAACACGACAAUCAGAAAAGUUAAAGUACGAUACUUAUGGCUUUUAUUGUCUUUGGAUUUAUUUUUUACCAGAGUGAAAGGAUUUAGCCUGGUUUUUGCAUCGCUUUUGGACCAGACAAAAGAAGAUAUAUUCACUUACUUUAUUCAGAGCUACAUGACUAUCCAGAUGUUUAACAAAGGUAUUGCAUUAAAAAACAAACAAAACAAAAUGCAUUUAAAUGGAAUAUAAAAACCACUUGACCUAUGGGGGACACUGUAUGUGGUAACUAAAGAUAAAGUCAUAAGGGAAUGUCUUGGAGCACAUACAAUGCAGUUUUUAGUAAGAAUAUCACGAUCAAGUAUAUCAACUAGUUUAAUUUCCAAGUAUCAAGUUGCUAUCGAUACAAUCACAUUCAUAUUUUCUCAUUUUCUCUCUGUCGCCAUUGUUUAAUUAGGCUCAGCUUGCAUUUCCGGCACAACUAAUUUUGAUCAGUGGAAAACACAAAAUUUCGGUGAAUUCUUCAUCUUUGCCACUAUAUUUGACUUCAUAAACUUCUACCCAGGCUUUGAUGCAGUAAGUAUCACACAGGACAUUAGUCUAUAUUUAGCAGACAUGAGAUGUGUUUCAACCUUAACAAAAAUAGUUUUGUAAAAACUAGGCAGACAUAUAAAAAAAAGUAUGAAGAAUUUAGGAAAGUGCUUUUUUCACUUUAGUAAAUUUCUAUCAGUUACGUAAAACUAUGAUCAGCAGAAACAUCCAAAUAGUUUGAUAAGCAGAUAAAAGUACAUUUUUAGAAAAACAUUACAUUUAUUGACAAGAGGAAAAAAAAUUGUGUUUCUAUUUCUUUUUUCCAGGGUGAUCUCUCACCAAAUGAUGCAGCCUCCAUACUUAUCCAAGCAGACUUUCGUUCUAAUCAAACCUUGCUGACAUCAUUUUUAAGUGGAAUAAAAUCACCAGAUAUUACAAAAUAUAUCAAAAGUUUCACAUCUGCAGCAAAACAGGUACAAUGUUACUGGUGUUGUUCCAAAAAAGACAACAUUUAAAAAAAAAAACUUGCCACAAUUUGGAAACAAUCUUUUUUCUCUCCAAUAUUAACUAUAUAUAUAUAUAUAUAUAUAUAUAUAUAUAUAUAUAUAUAAUAACUGUUACAUUCUUGAAUAUUCUGUUACUCCAUAAAUUGCAUCCAGACAUUGUUAAAAAUCUGUAUAAAACUAGAGAAUUCGAUUAAACAUUGUUCUUACUGUAAAGGAAUUUUCAUUAGCACUAGGUAAAAUCUCCCAUAUUAGAAUCUAAACUGGUUACCUGAUCUUUUCUUUUUUGCACAGCCCGAUUAAAGAAAAUAUAAUUUAUUCUGCCACUUUAUAUAUUUGUGUAAUAUUGUCAUAUCCCUCCGAUAAACGAUUUUUAAAGUAAACAAGUUUAUUUUCUAGUCUUUCUUCAAAACUAAAAUCUCCCUUUACCCGUAUUACAUUUGUAGCCUACCUCUCUUUCUAGAUCAAUGACAUUCUUCUUUAAAACAGGUGCCCAAAAUUGGGCCACAUAUUCAAAGCAGAGUCUUUCCAUUGGUUUAUAAAGAGUCAAGACCAUAUGUGGUAUCCCAUAAAUGUAUAUGCCUCUUUAUGCAUGGCAGUACCUUGCUUGCUUUAUCAACUGCUACCUGACAUUGCACACUGUUACUUAGUCUUGUGCAACAACAGCUGCAGAAGUUUCAAGAUGAUGGGAAUACCCCAGAAUAUUGACUGCCAACCCAAUGUACCCCUUAACCCUCGACCUGAUAAGACAUAAUUCCCCGUUUAACAACAUAAGCUGAAACAUAAACAGAUUAUUGAAACAAAUAUUGCUUUAAACAGGACAAACACUGUACCCUAAGCUUUUAGGGUGUAAAGACGGCCAAUGCAGAGAAAAUGGGUGAAGUUAUGAAUCCACACAGAGAUGACAUGUCAUUUCUGAAACUUAUACACACAGAAAAUAACUUGUUUCACCCCCCCCCCCCAAAAAAAAGAUAUAACCUUGACAUGAUUAGUUAACAAGGCCCAAAACCACUUCCAGUUUUCAAUCAACGGCAGGAGCCAUGCAAAAUUUGUUUUCCUAAAUUUUCAUUAGUCUUCACACAGCUCAACCUGACCUAUAGUUCAACCUCCACAAGUAUAUUGCUCAUAAUUAUUUCCAACUAUGUCGUAUUAUUUUAUUUAGCUCAAUGCCAUUUAGUGUUUAAUUGCUGUGUACCUUUCUCAUCUCAAAAUGCAUUACAUUGCAUUUCUCUACAUUAAAAUGUGUCUGAUACUUCCCUGCUCAUCUGCUAAUUUGUCCACAUUUCUACGUAACACAAUAAUGUCAUACUCACACUGAAUAAGCUUAUCUAGUUUAGAGUAAUCUCUAAACACAUGACUGCCAAAUUAAUGCUUCUGAAAGCUGAUGAAGACUAACAAUCAUGAUAUAUAACUAACAAUAAUUAACUUACUCCAAAUUGUAAUACAAUCAAUAUUUAGACAUAAACUAUCAUCAAAAUACAUUUAUUUUGCAUUCUUUUCCAAUCUUUUAGAAAUUCAAAUAACAGUGAAGGAAUUUAUUUUAGAGAAAUCUCUUGUAAAAAUAAAUUCUUUAUUCAUUUUAUUUAUGUAGCUCAAUCAUUAAACUAUAAUGAUAUUUAUAGUUUAUACUUUAAAAGAUAUCCAGGCAGCAUCUUUUAUUAAAAAACUUUAUCUUUGCAGGCCAAUCUUUCAGAAGUUCAAAUAACAUCAGUGAAGGAAACGCUGUUGGAGUUAACCCUGGUGAAACUCAAUUCUUCAUUCACUACAUUUGAAACACAAAAUUGGACAAUCUUGUUCCAAACAGAUUUGGUUAUCUUGCUUCCCUAUUUUACUCCAACUUUACUGAAAAUUCUACCAACUGACAUCUCCUGCUCUUCAUACCAGGAAAUGUAAGUGUUACCUUUCUUGUGGCCUUUAACAAAACUGCCCUCUAUAAGUGCAAAAACAAUAGCAUGUAUUCAUCCUGCACUGCAACCAUCAAACAUUAAUUGGUAGAAAGUCAUCUAAAAACAUGAAUCAUCAUCUUUACUUUUGUUUUUUCAUUUUAUCUUAACAGCAUUAAAGGAUUUAAUGCCGCUUUUACAUCACUUUCGAAACAGACAAAAGAGGAUAUUUUCAACAUCUUCAUUAUAGGCUACCUAACCGAAGCAAAAUCAUCCACAGGUAUGUCAAGAAAUCUCUUACAGCCAAAAUGAAGUAGAAAGAAAAGAUAUCUUAGCCAAAGAUGUCACAAAUCUUUCUUCCAUUCCAGCCCGACUUGCGCCAAGCUCUUUCCAUCUAGAUAUUUAUUGUGUCAAAAUAUGUCACUGACAACAACUUGAGUCCUUCUAAAUGUGGAGGUAUUUAUGGGAUAAUAAUAGUAACAGUGAGAAUUGCCCACUAAUUCAAUUCUCAGAUCCCAAAGAACGUUUAUCGUGUUAAGUGAGAAGUAUAUCAUAUAAAUAAUAUUAAAAUUUUAUUAUAAAAAUAGAUUUUAUUUUUAAUAACAAAUUAAUUAAUAAUAACAUGUAACAUGCAUGACAAUAAUCAAUGAAUAUCCAGUAUAAAAUGGUAUGCAAUACAAAGGAAUGGCUAUAUACGUUUCAAUGGCUUAAACAGCAUUAUCUGUCAAGACUUUGACGAUUUAUGACUAUCUUUCCUUAACACAGAGAGAAAGCGAAACUUUUCACAGCAGCGAAGGGCCAUAAAACCCUGGCUAACAGUUAGAAUAACCCUUUCAAUGCUGGCUAGAUCUCCUAGGUAGUUAAGAUCUAUUCUUAUGUAAUUUUAAAUAAAAUAACAUUUAAACCAGUUCAUUAGUCAUUUCCUGGAACCAUCCAAUAAGAGAAUCUACCAUAUUUUAUAAGCAGAGUUUGUUUUUAAUUUGUCUAAAAGAUAUCUUAUCUUAAUUUAGAGCAAAUCAAUACACCUGGAUAAAAACAACGGUAUGCUAACACGUGAUAAUAUCACAUCAAUAUAUAAUUAUUCUUAAUUCCACCUGCAGAAUGGAAUGUUUAUAACUAUAUAUUCUUUAGUUAACUAAGAUUUCUUAAUAUGGAAAUCUGACCGUGCUUUAUCCAGUCAUAUAUAAUGCUAUUAAUACAUUUUAAUUAAUUUAAUUAAUUAAAUGAAACCAGUAUAAUUACCAGUUGAGUAGAUAUUUCAUCCGAUUGGUAGUCUCAGGAACUUAUUUGGAUGUCUCUCUGCAUGGAGUUAUGGUGAAAGGUGGUGUUGGUUAAAAAGCCAGUGAAAUUCUAAGUGUUAGAGUUUUAAGAGUAGAGUUUUAGUCUCAGAUGUUGUCCGAGUUGGAGUCCCCAAACUUCCAAUUCCUCCUCUCUCUUUUUCCUUCUCCUUUGCAUUUCCUAUCUUCCCUUUGUCUUAACUUUUAAAGGGCCAGACUCUCUGUACGUCAUCAGUUGAUAGCCCAAUAGAAGCACUAGAGGUGUGGUUAUCUUCCAGAUCACAAUUUAGUUAUUUGGUCUAUAGCGGGCAGUCUUGUCCCACUAAACAUACCUAUCCAGGAAAGAGUUAACUUUUCUGGUUGGCUAUUUUGACGUCAUUUUGCGUUAUCUUUAUAGUGCCAUAAUUUAAAAUUUCAAAGGGUUUCUUUAAGUUUUGUCCAGACUAUGUGUCUGGCAAAUCUGCUAUAAUUUCUGAUAUGGCAGAUCAUGAACUAAGUUUACCCUUUUCCAUACAAUGGUACCUUAUAUAUAUAUAGACAGUAAAAUUAAAUUAUUUAAUCUUCUCUGUCACAAAUGUCUGGGUUUAGAUUUGAUUAUAUUCCAGUAGCAUUAGACAGUCUGUCCAACCCCCGUUUCUGCUUAUCACUUGUUUAUACUAUGCAUUCCUUUAGCUCUGGGAAAGUGGUUAGUUUACAGAUAGAAAUCUUGUGUCUUUUUGUUAACUUGAAAAUAACAAAAUGGAGUCUGGUCUGUUCAAAGUGACUCAGAAUAUACACUUUUAAUUUCUAUCAUAGCACAAAAUGUCUGCCGAUAUAAAUACUCUGACAUAAACCAAUCUUGAUCAUAUCUCCCCUGAACUCACCAAUUGCACUUGUAGAUUCUCUCUUUAGGGUGACCUUGCCUAGUUCACUAAUCAGUCAAAAGUUAUCAUCUUAAGAUAUCUUACCGUGAUAUCAAUUUGUUUCAUUCACUUUGAUGAAUUGUUCUUGUACUUCCAGAUAAAAAUCAAUGAACUACAUUACAGAUAGUCACCAAUCAGUAAAACAAACUUUUUGGUGAAAAUGAUCAAUAAAACAUUUCCCACGUUUUACCAGUUGGGUUGUGCCUCUCUCUUACUCACCAGAUACACUUCAUAGCAUAAAACUUUGGUGUUAAAAUGCUCCGAUUGUUGUUUUUCCUCCCUAUGCCACUCGGCUAAAUUGGUGGCAAAUUAACCUGUUAGUGAAAUGACAACAGAAUAAUUUUGGGAGAUUCUGUUGUUGGAAAUUGUUGGCAUUUAGUCUUUCCUAUCUUAUCUUAAAAGUUUGAAAAUAUGUUCUCCCUCUUUAUUUCAUUGAUUAGGUUCAGCUUGUGUUUCUGGAAGCAUGUCUUAUGAGGCGUGGAUAUCAUUGACUUUUGGGGACUUUUACUACCUUGCGUCCAUCGAUGUCUUGACACAUUUCAACGCACAUUUUGUUCCUGUAAGUAACUAAUAAGACAACAGUCCUUACACUCUUCUAGGUUUGACAAAACAAUAGAUUUUUUUUCCGAUAUUUCUUUCUUUGAUAAAAUCAAUACAAACUGGAAUAUUUUGUUUGCAUUCUCAGGAAGAUCUGCCUGUCAAUGUAACUGCCAGCUUAUUGGUCCAAGAAGAUGUCUUCACUAACCAAACUUUGGUGACCUCAAUUUUAAGUGGAGUACAACUAACAAGUAUCACUGAAUUUGUAAACAUCUUCACGUCUUCAGCAAUACAGGUACGGGGCUAGAAAAAAUAGCCGCUAUUUAACUUGUAGUAAACAAUUAAACAAUACUAUGCAACCAUAAACUCAUUCUGCAUUUAGCAAACAAUAAUAAAAAUUAUUUGAGAGAUAUCCAGGCAGCAUCUUUUAUUAAAAAAACUUUAUCUUUGCAGGCCAAUCUUUCAGAAGUUCAAAUAACAUCAGUGAAGGAAACGCUGUUGGAGUUAACCCUGGUGAAACUCAAUUCUUCAUUCACUACAUUUGAAACACAAAAUUGGACAAUCUUGUUCCAAACAGAUUUGGUUAUCUUGCUUCCCUAUUUUACUCCAACUUUACUGAAAAUUCUACCAACUGACAUCUCCUGCUCUUCAUACCAGGAAAUGUAAGUGUUACCUUUCUUGUGGCCUUUAACAAAACUGCCCUCUAUAAGUGCAAAAACAAUAGCAUGUAUUCAUCCUGCACUGCAACCAUCAAACAUUAAUUGGUAGAAAGUCAUCUAAAAACAUGAAUCGUCAUCUUUACUUUUGUUUUUUCAUUUUAUCUUAACAGCAUUAAAGGAUUUAAUGCCGUUUUUACAUCACUUUCGAAACAGACAAAAGAGGAUAUUUUCAACAUCUUCAUUAUAGGCUACCUAACCGAAGCAAAAUCAUCCACAGGUAUGUCAAGAAAUCUCUUACAGCCAAAAUGAAGUAGAAAGAAAAGAUAUCCUAGCCAAAGAUGUCACAUAUAUUUCUUCCAUUCCAGCCCGACUUGCGCCAAGCUCUUUCCAUCUAGAUAUUUAUUGUGUCAAAAUAUGUCACUGGCAACAACUUGAGUCCUUCUAAACCAAACUUGAUCAUAUCUCCCCUGAACUCACCAAUUGCACUUGUAGAUUCUCUCUUUAGGGUGACCUUGCCUAGUUCACUAAUCAGUCAAAAGUUAUCAUCUUAAGAUGUCUUACCGUGAUAUCAAUUUGUUUCAUUCACUUUGAUGAAUUGUUCUUGUACUUCCAGAUAAAAAUCAAUGAACUACAUUACAGAUAGUCACCAAUCAGUAAAACAAACUUUUUGGUGAAAAUGAUCAAUAAAAACAUUUCCCACGUUUUACCAGUUGGGUUGUGCCUCUCUCUUACUCACCAGAUACACUUCAUAGCAUAAAACUUUGGUGUUAAAAUGCUCCGAUUGUUGUUUUUCCUCCCUAUGCCACUCGGCUAAAUUGGUGGCAAAUUAACCUGUUAGUGAAAUGACAACAGAAUAAUUUUGGGAGAUUCUGUUGUUGGAAAUUGUUGGCAUUUAGUCUUUCCUAUCUUAUCUUAAAAGUUUGAAAAUAUGUUCUCCCUCUUUAUUUCAUUGAUUAGGUUCAGCUUGUGUUUCUGGAAGCAUGUCUUAUGAGGCGUGGAUAUCAUUGACUUUUGGGGACUUUUACUACCUUGCGUCCAUCGAUGUCUUGACACAUUUCAACGCACAUUUUGUUCCUGUAAGUAACUAAUAAGACAACAGUCCUUACACUCUUCUAGGUUUGACAAAACAAUAGAUUUUUUUUCCGAUAUUUCUUUCUUUGAUAAAAUCAAUACAAACUGGAAUAUUUUGUUUGCAUUCUCAGGAAGAUCUGCCUGUCAAUGUAACUGCCAGCUUAUUGGUCCAAGAAGAUGUCUUCACUAACCAAACUUUGGUGACCUCAAUUUUAAGUGGAGUACAACUAACAAGUAUCACUGAAUUUGUAAACAUCUUCACGUCUUCAGCAAUACAGGUACGGGGCUAGAAAAAAUAGCCGCUAUUUAACUUGUAGUAAACAAUUAAACAAUACUAUGCAACCAUAAACUCAUUCUGCAUUUAGCAAACAAUAAUAAAAAUUAUUUGAGAGAUAUCCAGGCAGCAUCUUUUAUUAAAAAAACUUUAUCUUUGCAGGCCAAUCUUUCAGAAGUUCAAAUAACAUCAGUGAAGGAAACGCUGUUGGAGUUAACCCUGGUGAAACUCAAUUCUUCAUUCACUACAUUUGAAACACAAAAUUGGACAAUCUUGUUCCAAACAGAUUUGGUUAUCUUGCUUCCCUAUUUUACUCCAACUUUACUGAAAAUUCUACCAACUGACAUCUCCUGCUCUUCAUACCAGGAAAUGUAAGUGUUACCUUUCUUGUGGCCUUUAACAAAACUGCCCUCUAUAAGUGCAAAAACAAUAGCAUGUAUUCAUCCUGCACUGCAACCAUCAAACAUUAAUUGGUAGAAAGUCAUCUAAAAACAUGAAUCGUCAUCUUUACUUUUGUUUUUUCAUUUUAUCUUAACAGCAUUAAAGGAUUUAAUGCCGUUUUUACAUCACUUUCGAAACAGACAAAAGAGGAUAUUUUCAACAUCUUCAUUAUAGGCUACCUAACCGAAGCAAAAUCAUCCACAGGUAUGUCAAGAAAUCUCCUACAGCCAAAAUGAAGUAGAAAGAAAAGAUAUCCUAGCCAAAGAUGUCACAUAUAUUUCUUCCAUUCCAGCCCGACUUGCGCCAAGCUCUUUCCAUCUAGAUAUUUAUUGUGUCAAAAUAUGUCACUGGCAACAACUUGAGUCCUUCUAAACCAAACUUGAUCAUAUCUCCCCUGAACUCACCAAUUGCACUUGUAGAUUCUCUCUUUAGGGUGACCUUGCCUAGUUCACUAAUCAGUCAAAAGUUAUCAUCUUAAGAUGUCUUACCGUGAUAUCAAUUUGUUUCAUUCACUUUGAUGAAUUGUUCUUGUACUUCCAGAUAAAAAUCAAUGAACUACAUUACAGAUAGUCACCAAUCAGUAAAACAAACUUUUUGGUGAAAAUGAUCAAUAAAACAUUUCCCACGUUUUACCAGUUGGGUUGUGCCUCUCUCUUACUCACCAGAUACACUUCAUAGCAUAAAACUUUGGUGUUAAAAUGCUCCGAUUGUUGUUUUUCCUCCCUAUGCCACUCGGCUAAAUUGGUGGCAAAUUAACCUGUUAGUGAAAUGACAACAGAAUAAUUUUGGGAGAUUCUGUUGUUGGAAAUUGUUGGCAUUUAGUCUUUCCUAUCUUAUCUUAAAAGUUUGAAAAUAUGUUCUCCCUCUUUAUUUCAUUGAUUAGGUUCAGCUUGUGUUUCUGGAAGCAUGUCUUAUGAGGCGUGGAUAUCAUUGACUUUUGGGGACUUUUACUACCUUGCGUCCAUCGAUGUCUUGACACAUUUCAACGCACAUUUUGUUCCUGUAAGUAACUAAUAAGACAACAGUCCUUACACUCUUCUAGGUUUGACAAAACAAUAGAUUUUUUUUCCGAUAUUUCUUUCUUUGAUAAAAUCAAUACAAACUGGAAUAUUUUGUUUGCAUUCUCAGGAAGAUCUGCCUGUCAAUGUAACUGCCAGCUUAUUGGUCCAAGAAGAUGUCUUCACUAACCAAACUUUGGUGACCUCAAUUUUAAGUGGAGUACAACUAACAAGUAUCACUGAAUUUGUAAACAUCUUCACGUCUUCAGCAAUACAGGUACGGGGCUAGAAAAAAUAGCCGCUAUUUAACUUGUAGUAAACAAUUAAACAAUACUAUGCAACCAUAAACUCAUUCUGCAUUUAGCAAACAAUAAUAAAAAUUAUUUGAGAGAUAUCCAGGCAGCAUCUUUUAUUAAAAAAACUUUAUCUUUGCAGGCCAAUCUUUCAGAAGUUCAAAUAACAUCAGUGAAGGAAACGCUGUUGGAGUUAACCCUGGUGAAACUCAAUUCUUCAUUCACUACAUUUGAAACACAAAAUUGGACAAUCUUGUUCCAAACAGAUUUGGUUAUCUUGCUUCCCUAUUUUACUCCAACUUUACUGAAAAUUCUACCAACUGACAUCUCCUGCUCUUCAUACCAGGAAAUGUAAGUGUUACCUUUCUUGUGGCCUUUAACAAAACUGCCCUCUAUAAGUGCAAAAACAAUAGCAUGUAUUCAUCCUGCACUGCAACCAUCAAACAUUAAUUGGUAGAAAGUCAUCUAAAAACAUGAAUCGUCAUCUUUACUUUUGUUUUUUCAUUUUAUCUUAACAGCAUUAAAGGAUUUAAUGCCGUUUUUACAUCACUUUCGAAACAGACAAAAGAGGAUAUUUUCAACAUCUUCAUUAUAGGCUACCUAACCGAAGCAAAAUCAUCCACAGGUAUGUCAAGAAAUCUCUUACAGCCAAAAUGAAGUAGAAAGAAAAGAUAUCCUAGCCAAAGAUGUCACAUAUAUUUCUUCCAUUCCAGCCCGACUUGCGCCAAGCUCUUUCCAUCUAGAUAUUUAUUGUGUCAAAAUAUGUCACUGGCAACAACUUGAGUCCUUCUAAACCAAACUUGAUCAUAUCUCCCCUGAACUCACCAAUUGCACUUGUAGAUUCUCUCUUUAGGGUGACCUUGCCUAGUUCACUAAUCAGUCAAAAGUUAUCAUCUUAAGAUGUCUUACCGUGAUAUCAAUUUGUUUCAUUCACUUUGAUGAAUUGUUCUUGUACUUCCAGAUAAAAAUCAAUGAACUACAUUACAGAUAGUCACCAAUCAGUAAAACAAACUUUUUGGUGAAAAUGAUCAAUAAAAACAUUUCCCACGUUUUACCAGUUGGGUUGUGCCUCUCUCUUACUCACCAGAUACACUUCAUAGCAUAAAACUUUGGUGUUAAAAUGCUCCGAUUGUUGUUUUUCCUCCCUAUGCCACUCGGCUAAAUUGGUGGCAAAUUAACCUGUUAGUGAAAUGACAACAGAAUAAUUUUGGGAGAUUCUGUUGUUGGAAAUUGUUGGCAUUUAGUCUUUCCUAUCUUAUCUUAAAAGUUUGAAAAUAUGUUCUCCCUCUUUAUUUCAUUGAUUAGGUUCAGCUUGUGUUUCUGGAAGCAUGUCUUAUGAGGCGUGGAUAUCAUUGACUUUUGGGGACUUUUACUACCUUGCGUCCAUCGAUGUCUUGACACAUUUCAACGCACAUUUUGUUCCUGUAAGUAACUAAUAAGACAACAGUCCUUACACUCUUCUAGGUUUGACAAAACAAUAGAUUUUUUUUCCGAUAUUUCUUUCUUUGAUAAAAUCAAUACAAACUGGAAUAUUUUGUUUGCAUUCUCAGGAAGAUCUGCCUGUCAAUGUAACUGCCAGCUUAUUGGUCCAAGAAGAUGUCUUCACUAACCAAACUUUGGUGACCUCAAUUUUAAGUGGAGUACAACUAACAAGUAUCACUGAAUUUGUAAACAUCUUCACGUCUUCAGCAAUACAGGUACGGGGCUAGAAAAAAUAGCCGCUAUUUAACUUGUAGUAAACAAUUAAACAAUACUAUGCAACCAUAAACUCAUUCUGCAUUUAGCAAACAAUAAUAAAAAUUAUUUGAGAGAUAUCCAGGCAGCAUCUUUUAUUAAAAAAACUUUAUCUUUGCAGGCCAAUCUUUCAGAAGUUCAAAUAACAUCAGUGAAGGAAACGCUGUUGGAGUUAACCCUGGUGAAACUCAAUUCUUCAUUCACUACAUUUGAAACACAAAAUUGGACAAUCUUGUUCCAAACAGAUUUGGUUAUCUUGCUUCCCUAUUUUACUCCAACUUUACUGAAAAUUCUACCAACUGACAUCUCCUGCUCUUCAUACCAGGAAAUGUAAGUGUUACCUUUCUUGUGGCCUUUAACAAAACUGCCCUCUAUAAGUGCAAAAACAAUAGCAUGUAUUCAUCCUGCACUGCAACCAUCAAACAUUAAUUGGUAGAAAGUCAUCUAAAAACAUGAAUCGUCAUCUUUACUUUUGUUUUUUCAUUUUAUCUUAACAGCAUUAAAGGAUUUAAUGCCGUUUUUACAUCACUUUCGAAACAGACAAAAGAGGAUAUUUUCAACAUCUUCAUUAUAGGCUACCUAACCGAAGCAAAAUCAUCCACAGGUAUGUCAAGAAAUCUCUUACAGCCAAAAUGAAGUAGAAAGAAAAGAUAUCCUAGCCAAAGAUGUCACAUAUAUUUCUUCCAUUCCAGCCCGACUUGCGCCAAGCUCUUUCCAUCUAGAUAUUUAUUGUGUCAAAAUAUGUCACUGGCAACAACUUGAGUCCUUCUAAACCAAACUUGAUCAUAUCUCCCCUGAACUCACCAAUUGCACUUGUAGAUUCUCUCUUUAGGGUGACCUUGCCUAGUUCACUAAUCAGUCAAAAGUUAUCAUCUUAAGAUGUCUUACCGUGAUAUCAAUUUGUUUCAUUCACUUUGAUGAAUUGUUCUUGUACUUCCAGAUAAAAAUCAAUGAACUACAUUACAGAUAGUCACCAAUCAGUAAAACAAACUUUUUGGUGAAAAUGAUCAAUAAAAACAUUUCCCACGUUUUACCAGUUGGGUUGUGCCUCUCUCUUACUCACCAGAUACACUUCAUAGCAUAAAACUUUGGUGUUAAAAUGCUCCGAUUGUUGUUUUUCCUCCCUAUGCCACUCGGCUAAAUUGGUGGCAAAUUAACCUGUUAGUGAAAUGACAACAGAAUAAUUUUGGGAGAUUCUGUUGUUGGAAAUUGUUGGCAUUUAGUCUUUCCUAUCUUAUCUUAAAAGUUUGAAAAUAUGUUCUCCCUCUUUAUUUCAUUGAUUAGGUUCAGCUUGUGUUUCUGGAAGCAUGUCUUAUGAGGCGUGGAUAUCAUUGACUUUUGGGGACUUUUACUACCUUGCGUCCAUCGAUGUCUUGACACAUUUCAACGCACAUUUUGUUCCUGUAAGUAACUAAUAAGACAACAGUCCUUACACUCUUCUAGGUUUGACAAAACAAUAGAUUUUUUUUCCGAUAUUUCUUUCUUUGAUAAAAUCAAUACAAACUGGAAUAUUUUGUUUGCAUUCUCAGGAAGAUCUGCCUGUCAAUGUAACUGCCAGCUUAUUGGUCCAAGAAGAUGUCUUCACUAACCAAACUUUGGUGACCUCAAUUUUAAGUGGAGUACAACUAACAAGUAUCACUGAAUUUGUAAACAUCUUCACGUCUUCAGCAAUACAGGUACGGGGCUAGAAAAAAUAGCCGCUAUUUAACUUGUAGUAAACAAUUAAACAAUACUAUGCAACCAUAAACUCAUUCUGCAUUUAGCAAACAAUAAUAAAAAUUAUUUGAGAGAUAUCCAGGCAGCAUCUUUUAUUAAAAAAACUUUAUCUUUGCAGGCCAAUCUUUCAGAAGUUCAAAUAACAUCAGUGAAGGAAACGCUGUUGGAGUUAACCCUGGUGAAACUCAAUUCUUCAUUCACUACAUUUGAAACACAAAAUUGGACAAUCUUGUUCCAAACAGAUUUGGUUAUCUUGCUUCCCUAUUUUACUCCAACUUUACUGAAAAUUCUACCAACUGACAUCUCCUGCUCUUCAUACCAGGAAAUGUAAGUGUUACCUUUCUUGUGGCCUUUAACAAAACUGCCCUCUAUAAGUGCAAAAACAAUAGCAUGUAUUCAUCCUGCACUGCAACCAUCAAACAUUAAUUGGUAGAAAGUCAUCUAAAAACAUGAAUCGUCAUCUUUACUUUUGUUUUUUCAUUUUAUCUUAACAGCAUUAAAGGAUUUAAUGCCGUUUUUACAUCACUUUCGAAACAGACAAAAGAGGAUAUUUUCAACAUCUUCAUUAUAGGCUACCUAACCGAAGCAAAAUCAUCCACAGGUAUGUCAAGAAAUCUCUUACAGCCAAAAUGAAGUAGAAAGAAAAGAUAUCCUAGCCAAAGAUGUCACAUAUAUUUCUUCCAUUCCAGCCCGACUUGCGCCAAGCUCUUUCCAUCUAGAUAUUUAUUGUGUCAAAAUAUGUCACUGGCAACAACUUGAGUCCUUCUAAACCAAACUUGAUCAUAUCUCCCCUGAACUCACCAAUUGCACUUGUAGAUUCUCUCUUUAGGGUGACCUUGCCUAGUUCACUAAUCAGUCAAAAGUUAUCAUCUUAAGAUGUCUUACCGUGAUAUCAAUUUGUUUCAUUCACUUUGAUGAAUUGUUCUUGUACUUCCAGAUAAAAAUCAAUGAACUACAUUACAGAUAGUCACCAAUCAGUAAAACAAACUUUUUGGUGAAAAUGAUCAAUAAAAACAUUUCCCACGUUUUACCAGUUGGGUUGUGCCUCUCUCUUACUCACCAGAUACACUUCAUAGCAUAAAACUUUGGUGUUAAAAUGCUCCGAUUGUUGUUUUUCCUCCCUAUGCCACUCGGCUAAAUUGGUGGCAAAUUAACCUGUUAGUGAAAUGACAACAGAAUAAUUUUGGGAGAUUCUGUUGUUGGAAAUUGUUGGCAUUUAGUCUUUCCUAUCUUAUCUUAAAAGUUUGAAAAUAUGUUCUCCCUCUUUAUUUCAUUGAUUAGGUUCAGCUUGUGUUUCUGGAAGCAUGUCUUAUGAGGCGUGGAUAUCAUUGACUUUUGGGGACUUUUACUACCUUGCGUCCAUCGAUGUCUUGACACAUUUCAACGCACAUUUUGUUCCUGUAAGUAACUAAUAAGACAACAGUCCUUACACUCUUCUAGGUUUGACAAAACAAUAGAUUUUUUUUCCGAUAUUUCUUUCUUUGAUAAAAUCAAUACAAACUGGAAUAUUUUGUUUGCAUUCUCAGGAAGAUCUGCCUGUCAAUGUAACUGCCAGCUUAUUGGUCCAAGAAGAUGUCUUCACUAACCAAACUUUGGUGACCUCAAUUUUAAGUGGAGUACAACUAACAAGUAUCACUGAAUUUGUAAACAUCUUCACGUCUUCAGCAAUACAGGUACGGGGCUAGAAAAAAUAGCCGCUAUUUAACUUGUAGUAAACAAUUAAACAAUACUAUGCAACCAGAAACUCUUUCUGCAUUUAGCAAACAAUAAUAAAAAUUAUUUGAGAGAUAUCCAGGCAGCCUCUUUUAUUAAAAAAACUUUAUCUUUGCAGGCCAAUCUUUCAGAAGUUCAAAUAACAUCAGUGAAGGAAACGCUGUUGGAGUUAACUCUGGUGAAACUCAAUUCUUCAUUCACUACAUUUGAAACACAAAAUUGGACAAUCUUGUUCCAAACAGAUUUGGUUAUCUUGCUUCCCUAUUUUACUCCAACUUUACUGAAAAUUCUACCAACUGACAUCUCCUGCUCUUCAUACCAGGAAAUGUAAGUGUUACCUUUCUUGUGGCCUUUAACAAAACUGCCCUCUAUAAGUGCAAAAACAAUAGCAUGUAUUCAUCCUGCACUGCAACCAUCAAACAUUAAUUGGUAGAAAGUCAUCUAAAAACAUGAAUCGUCAUCUUUACUUUUGUUUUUUCAUUUUAUCUUAACAGCAUUAAAGGAUUUAAUGCCGUUUUUACAUCACUUUCGAAACAGACAAAAGAGGAUAUUUUCAACAUCUUCAUUAUAGGCUACCUAACCGAAGCAAAAUCAUCCACAGGUAUGUCAAGAAAUCUCUUACAGCCAAAAUGAAGUAGAAAGAAAAGAUAUCCUAGCCAAAGAUGUCACAUAUAUUUCUUCCAUUCCAGCCCGACUUGCGCCAAGCUCUUUCCAUCUAGAUAUUUAUUGUGUCAAAAUAUGUCACUGGCAACAACUUGAGUCCUUCUAAACCAAACUUGAUCAUAUCUCCCCUGAACUCACCAAUUGCACUUGUAGAUUCUCUCUUUAGGGUGACCUUGCCUAGUUCACUAAUCAGUCAAAAGUUAUCAUCUUAAGAUGUCUUACCGUGAUAUCAAUUUGUUUCAUUCACUUUGAUGAAUUGUUCUUGUACUUCCAGAUAAAAAUCAAUGAACUACAUUACAGAUAGUCACCAAUCAGUAAAACAAACUUUUUGGUGAAAAUGAUCAAUAAAAACAUUUCCCACGUUUUACCAGUUGGGUUGUGCCUCUCUCUUACUCACCAGAUACACUUCAUAGCAUAAAACUUUGGUGUUAAAAUGCUCCGAUUGUUGUUUUUCCUCCCUAUGCCACUCGGCUAAAUUGGUGGCAAAUUAACCUGUUAGUGAAAUGACAACAGAAUAAUUUUGGGAGAUUCUGUUGUUGGAAAUUGUUGGCAUUUAGUCUUUCCUAUCUUAUCUUAAAAGUUUGAAAAUAUGUUCUCCCUCUUUAUUUCAUUGAUUAGGUUCAGCUUGUGUUUCUGGAAGCAUGUCUUAUGAGGCGUGGAUAUCAUUGACUUUUGGGGACUUUUACUACCUUGCGUCCAUCGAUGUCUUGACACAUUUCAACGCACAUUUUGUUCCUGUAAGUAACUAAUAAGACAACAGUCCUUACACUCUUCUAGGUUUGACAAAACAAUAGAUUUUUUUUCCGAUAUUUCUUUCUUUGAUAAAAUCAAUACAAACUGGAAUAUUUUGUUUGCAUUCUCAGGAAGAUCUGCCUGUCAAUGUAACUGCCAGCUUAUUGGUCCAAGAAGAUGUCUUCACUAACCAAACUUUGGUGACUUCAAUUUUAAGUGGAGUACAACUAACAAGUAUCACUGAAUUUGUAAACAUCUUCACGUCUUCAGCAAUACAGGUACGGGGCUAGAAAAAAUAGCCGCUAUUUAACUUGUAGUAAACAAUUAAACAAUACUAUGCAACCAGAAACUCUUUCUGCAUUUAGCAAACAAUAAUAAAAAUUAUUUGAGAGAUAUCCAGGCAGCCUCUUUUAUUAAAAAAACUUUAUCUUUGCAGGCCAAUCUUUCAGAAGUUCAAAUAACAUCAGUGAAGGAAACGCUGUUGGAGUUAACUCUGGUGAAACUCAAUUCUUCAUUCACUACAUUUGAAACACAAAAUUGGACAAUCUUGUUCCAAACAGAUUUGGUUAUCUUGCUUCCCUAUUUUACUCCAACUUUACUGAAAAUUCUACCAACUGACAUCUCCUGCUCUUCAUACCAGGAAAUGUAAGUGUUACCUUUCUUGUGGCCUUUAACAAAACUGCCCUCUAUAAGUGCAAAAACAAUAGCAUGUAUUCAUCCUGCACUGCAACCAUCAAACAUUAAUUGGUAGAAAGUCAUCUAAAAACAUGAAUCGUCAUCUUUACUUUUGUUUUUUCAUUUUAUCUUAACAGCAUUAAAGGAUUUAAUGCCGCUUUUACAUCACUUUCGAAACAGACAAAAGAGGAUAUUUUCAACAUCUACAUUAUAGGCUACCUAACCGAAGCAAAAUCAUCCACAGGUAUGUCAACAAAUCUCUUACAGCCAAAAUGAAGUAGAAAGAAAAGAUAUCUUAGCCAAAGAUGUCACAUAUCUUUCUUCCAUUCCAGCCCGACUUACGCCAAGCUCUUUCCAUCUAGAUAUUUAUUGUGUCAAAAUAUGUCACUGACAACAACUUGAGUCCUUCUAAACCAAACUUGAUCAUAUCUCCCCUGAACUCACCAAUUGCACUUGUAGAUUCUCUCUUUAGGGUGACCUUACCUAGUUCACUAAUCAGUCAAAACUUAUCAUCUUAAGAUGUCUUACCAUGAUAUCAAUUUGUUUCAUUCAGUUUGAUUACUUUUUCUUGUACUUCCAGAUAAAAAUCAAUGAACUACAUUACACAUAGUCACCAAUCAGUAAAACAAACUUUUUGGUGAAAAUGAUCAAUAAAAACAUUUCCCACAUUUUACCAGUUGGGUUUUGCCUCUCUCUUACUCACCAGAUACACUUCUAAGCAUAAAACUGUGGUGUAAAAAUGCUCUGAUUGUUGUUUUUCCUCCCUAUGCCACUCGGCUAAAUUGGUGGCAAAUUAACCUGUUACUGAAAUGAAAACCCUAUAUUUUUGGAAGAUUCUGUUGUUGGAAAUUGUUAGCAUUUAGUCUUUCUUAUCUUAUCUUAAAAGUUUGAAAAGAUGUUCUCCCUCUUUAUUUCAUUGAUUAGGUUCAGCUUGUGUUUCUGGAAGCAUGUCUUAUGAGGAGUGGAUAUCAUUGACUUUUGGGGACUUUUACUACCUUGCGUCCAUCGAUGUCUUGACACAAUUCAACGCACAUUUUGUUCCUGUAAGUAACUAAUAAGACAACAGUCCUUACACUCUUCUAGGUUUGACAAAACAAUAGAUUUUUUUUCUCGAUAUUUCUUUCUUUAAUAAAAUCAAUACAAACUGGAAUAUUUUGUUUGCAUUCUCAGGAAGAUCUGCCUGUCAAUGUAACUGCCAACUUAUUGGUCCAAGAAGAUGUCUUCACUAACCAAACUUUGGUGACUUCAAUUUUAAGUGGAGUACAACUAACAAGUAUCACUGAAUUUGUAAACAUCUUCACGUCUUCAGCAAUACAGGUACGGGGCUAGAACGAAUAGCCGCUAUUUAACUUGUAGUAAACAAUUAAUCAAUUCUAUGCAACCAGAAACUCUUUCUGCAAUUAGCAAACAAUAAUAAAAAUUAUUUGAGAGAUAUCCAGGCAGCCUCUUUUAUUUAAAAAAAACUUUAUCUUUGCAGGCCAAUCUUUCAGAAGUUCAAAUAACAUCAGUGAAGGAAACGCUGUUGGAGUUAACUCUGGUGAAACUCAAUUCUUCAUUCACUACGUUUGAAACACAAAAUUGGACAAUCUUGUUCCAAACAGAUUUGGUUAUCUUGCUUCCCUAUUUUACUCCAACUUUACUGAAAAUUCUACCAACUGACAUCUCCUGCUCUUCAUACCAGGAAAUGUAAGUGUUACCUUUCUUGUGGCCUUUAACAAAACUGCCCUCUAUAAGUGCAAAAACAAUAGCAUGUAUUCAUCCUGCACUGCAACCAUCAAACAUUAAUUGGUAGAAAGUCAUCUAAAAACAUGAAUCGUCAUCUUUACUUUUGUUUUUUCAUUUUAUCUUAACAGCAUUAAAGGAUUUAAUGCCGCUUUUACAUCACUUUCGAAACAGACAAAAGAGGAUAUUUUCAACAUCUACAUUAUAGGCUACCUAACCGAAGCAAAAUCAUCCACAGGUAUGUCAACAAAUCUCUUACAGCCAAAAUGAAGUAGAAAGAAAAGAUAUCUUAGCCAAAGAUGUCACAUAUCUUUCUUCCAUUCCAGCCCGACUUACGCCAAGCUCUUUCCAUCUAGAUAUUUAUUGUGUCAAAAUAUGUCACUGACAACAACUUGAGUCCUUCUAAACCAAACUUGAUCAUAUCUCCCCUGAACUCACCAAUUGCACUUGUAGAUUCUCUCUUUAGGGUGACCUUACCUAGUUCACUAAUCAGUCAAAACUUAUCAUCUUAAGAUGUCUUACCAUGAUAUCAAUUUGUUUCAUUCAGUUUGAUUACUUUUUCUUGUACUUCCAGAUAAAAAUCAAUGAACUACAUUACACAUAGUCACCAAUCAGUAAAACAAACUUUUUGGUGAAAAUGAUCAAUAAAAACAUUUCCCACAUUUUACCAGUUGGGUUUUGCCUCUCUCUUACUCAACAGAUACACUUCUAAGCAUAAAACUGUGGUGUAAAAAUGCUCUGAUUGUUGUUUUUCCUCCCUAUGCCACUCGGCUAAAUUGGUGGCAAAUUAACCUGUUACUGAAAUGAAAACCCUAUAUUUUUGGAAGAUUCUGUUGUUGGAAAUUGUUAGCAUUUAGUCUUUCUUAUCUUAUCUUAAAAGUUUGAAAAGAUGUUCUCCCUCUUUAUUUCAUUGAUUAGGUUCAGCUUGUGUUUCUGGAAGCAUGUCUUAUGAGGAGUGGAUAUCAUUGACUUUUGGGGACUUUUACUACCUUGCGUCCAUCGAUGUCUUGACACAAUUCAACGCACAUUUUGUUCCUGUAAGUAACUAAUAAGACAACAGUCCUUACACUCUUCUAGGUUUGACAAAACAAUAGAUUUUUUUUCUCGAUAUUUCUUUCUUUAAUAAAAUCAAUACAAACUGGAAUAUUUUGUUUGCAUUCUCAGGAAGAUCUGCCUGUCAAUGUAACUGCCAACUUAUUGGUCCAAGAAGAUGUCUUCACUAACCAAACUUUGGUGACUUCAAUUUUAAGUGGAGUACAACUAACAAGUAUCACUGAAUUUGUAAACAUCUUCACGUCUUCAGCAAUACAGGUACGGGGCUAGAACGAAUAGCCGCUAUUUAACUUGUAGUAAACAAUUAAUCAAUUCUAUGCAACCAGAAACUCUUUCUGCAAUUAGCAAACAAUAAUAAAAAUUAUUUGAGAGAUAUCCAGGCAGCCUCUUUUAUUAAAAAAAAAACUUUAUCUUUGCAGGCCAAUCUUUCAGAAGUUCAAAUAACAUCAGUGAAGGAAACGCUGUUGGAGUUAACUCUGGUGAAACUCAAUUCUUCAUUCACUACGUUUGAAACACAAAAUUGGACAAUCUUGUUCCAAACAGAUUUGGUUAUCUUGCUUCCCUAUUUUACUCCAACUUUACUGAAAAUUCUACCAACUGACAUCUCCUGCUCUUCAUACCAGGAAAUGUAAGUGUUACCUUUCUUGUGGCCUUUAACAAAACUGCCCUCUAUAAGUGCAAAAACAAUAGCAUGUAUUCAUCCUGCACUGCAACCAUCAAACAUUAAUUGGUAGAAAGUCAUCUAAAAACAUGAAUCGUCAUCUUUACUUUUGUUUUUUCAUUUUAUCUUAACAGCAUUAAAGGAUUUAAUGCCGCUUUUACAUCACUUUCGAAACAGACAAAAGAGGAUAUUUUCAACAUCUACAUUAUAGGCUACCUAACCGAAGCAAAAUCAUCCACAGGUAUGUCAACAAAUCUCUUACAGCCAAAAUGAAGUAGAAAGAAAAGAUAUCUUAGCCAAAGAUGUCACAUAUCUUUCUUCCAUUCCAGCCCGACUUACGCCAAGCUCUUUCCAUCUAGAUAUUUAUUGUGUCAAAAUAUGUCACUGACAACAACUUGAGUCCUUCUAAACCAAACUUGAUCAUAUCUCCCCUGAACUCACCAAUUGCACUUGUAGAUUCUCUCUUUAGGGUGACCUUACCUAGUUCACUAAUCAGUCAAAACUUAUCAUCUUAAGAUGUCUUACCAUGAUAUCAAUUUGUUUCAUUCAGUUUGAUUACUUUUUCUUGUACUUCCAGAUAAAAAUCAAUGAACUACAUUACACAUAGUCACCAAUCAGUAAAACAAACUUUUUGGUGAAAAUGAUCAAUAAAAACAUUUCCCACAUUUUACCAGUUGGGUUUUGCCUCUCUCUUACUCACCAGAUACACUUCUAAGCAUAAAACUGUGGUGUAAAAAUGCUCUGAUUGUUGUUUUUCCUCCCUAUGCCACUCGGCUAAAUUGGUGGCAAAUUAACCUGUUACUGAAAUGAAAACCCUAUAUUUUUGGAAGAUUCUGUUGUUGGAAAUUGUUAGCAUUUAGUCUUUCUUAUCUUAUCUUAAAAGUUUGAAAAGAUGUUCUCCCUCUUUAUUUCAUUGAUUAGGUUCAGCUUGUGUUUCUGGAAGCAUGUCUUAUGAGGAGUGGAUAUCAUUGACUUUUGGGGACUUUUACUACCUUGCGUCCAUCGAUGUCUUGACACAAUUCAACGCACAUUUUGUUCCUGUAAGUAACUAAUAAGACAACAGUCCUUACACUCUUCUAGGUUUGACAAAACAAUAGAUUUUUUUUCUCGAUAUUUCUUUCUUUAAUAAAAUCAAUACAAACUGGAAUAUUUUGUUUGCAUUCUCAGGAAGAUCUGCCUGUCAAUGUAACUGCCAACUUAUUGGUCCAAGAAGAUGUCUUCACUAACCAAACUUUGGUGACUUCAAUUUUAAGUGGAGUACAACUAACAAGUAUCACUGAAUUUGUAAACAUCUUCACGUCUUCAGCAAUACAGGUACGGGGCUAGAACGAAUAGCCGCUAUUUAACUUGUAGUAAACAAUUAAUCAAUUCUAUGCAACCAGAAACUCUUUCUGCAAUUAGCAAACAAUAAUAAAAAUUAUUUGAGAGAUAUCCAGGCAGCCUCUUUUAUUAAAAAAAAAACUUUAUCUUUGCAGGCCAAUCUUUCAGAAGUUCAAAUAACAUCAGUGAAGGAAACGCUGUUGGAGUUAACUCUGGUGAAACUCAAUUCUUCAUUCACUACGUUUGAAACACAAAAUUGGACAAUCUUGUUCCAAACAGAUUUGGUUAUCUUGCUUCCCUAUUUUACUCCAACUUUACUGAAAAUUCUACCAACUGACAUCUCCUGUUCUUCAUACCAGGAAAUGUAAGUGUUACCAUUCUUGUGAUAAAAAUGUCUGAUUAAACUAAAAAUAUAAUAUUAACGUUGGGGUUGCAAUGUUUUUAUAUGUUUCAUUGUUUUAUUUUAACAGAGUGAAAGGAUUCAGCCAGUCUUUUACGUCACUUUCACCCCAAACAAAAGAGGAUAUAUUCAAUGACUUAAUUAAGAGAUAUAUGACUGAGCAUGCAUUUACAGGUAUGUGACUUUUUUAUUUUCGUAGUAAAGAGCAUUGCAAUUAAAAUUUUCACUGUGUACUAUAAUAUACAGUAAUAAUGUAGUGACUGUUAAUAAAUGUACACAUCAUGCCCUAAUAUGUAUACAAUGCAACUUAUUUUUUAAAAGGUAUAUUUUUGGUUGUUUAAAACUAAUAUUUAAUUCCACGUAUCUAAACAUAUUUUCAUCCAGUUUUCAUUAUUUUUUUUAGACUCUGUUUGCGCUUCUGGUACAACCAACUUCUAUGAGUGGAAAAUAGUGAAUUUCCAUGAUUUUUUUAUUUUUGCCACCGUUUAUAAUUUUCUGGACUUUUAUCCUGGAUUUGACGCAGUAAGUAUCUCACAUAAGACCUGUGGGAACUCUUGGGAAUUAUAAACAGGAAUUUGAUAUAUGUUUGAUUAUUAAUAUUCCUUAAAGCAUUUGGAAAAGGAAACAUAGAUUAUGUUGCUUUUUUUCUUAGAGUGACCUGUCACCAAACGAUGCAGCUUCAAUAUUGAUACAAGAAGAUGUCCUCACUAACCAAACUUUCUUGGCAUCAUUUUUAAGUGGCAUUAAACCAGAACAGCUUACAGCUUAUGUCAAUGCCUUCACAUCUGCAGCCUCACAGGUACAGGACAGACUAAAUGGCCUUUAAUUAUUAUCUAUUUAUCAAUUCCAUGAUAACAAUAACUUUCAUCUCCGUAUUAAAAUAGGUCAAACAUUGCCUACUUGAUAGCAUAAAUUAUUAAAGUGAUGUUUUUUUUUCCUUCGUAGGCCAAUCUUUCAGACAUUCAGAUACGAUUGGUAAAGUCAACCCUAUUGGAUAUAAAUCUUUUGAAUCUGAGUUCCUCUUUCUCCACUUAUAAUAAUCAAAACUGGGCAGUCCUGUUCCAGACAGAUUUGGUUCUCUUGCUUCCAUACUUUAACCAAACUCUUCUUCAGCUUUUGCCAACUGACAUCUCCUGCAAUUCAUACCAGGAAAUGUAAGUCUUACCUUUCACAUGUUAAAACAAAGUUUGUUUUUUUAAUUACAAAACACAUCAACUAAUCAAAGGAACACUAUAGUUUUAGGUACUCAAACCUGUAUUCUAAAUACUAUAGUGUCUUUGAUCCUACACUAAUUCAAGUCCCCCCUCGUGUGCAAUAAAAUCUAAAAUAAUUAAAGGUUUACUCAUAUUUUCCAGUGCCGAGGCUUUUUGGUUCUGGUUACCUCUCUGCCUCCCGCAAUAUCAAAGAGGAAGCAUGGCCACCUCCAGCUUUAGUCAGUCUAAUUCUCCUCAUGGAGCACCCCACAAUAAUUCAAACUUCCUCAUAGGAAAGCAUUGAAUCAAUACUUUCCUUUGGCUCUUUCACAUCAUGUGUCUGAGUUUUACUAAGUCAAUGCAGUGAAAACACUUAUACGGACUUUUAUGUUGACAGCCACUAUCGGUGGACUUAACCCUGCAAUGUAAACAGUAUCUAAAAAAACUGCACGUACUUGACAUUGUAGAGUUGAAAAGUAGGGACAAUGCACCCAGGCACUUCCUUGAGAUGAGGUGGUCUGGGUAACUAUAAUCUUGUUUUAAUCUAUUGCAACACCCGCCAAUAGUAAAAUUAUGUUUUUGUUUUUUUCAACAGAGUAAAAGGGUUUAGCCAGGUUUUUACAUUCCUUUCAACCCAGACAAAAGAAGAUAUAUUCAGUUACUUCAUUAAAACCUACAUGACUGAGCAUGCAUCUACAGGUAUGUGAUUUGUUAAUUUCCACUUUCAAAAGAGCCAUAAUGCCUAUAAUAUAUAGUAAUGAUAGUCAAUAAAUGCAAACAUACUGGCUUUAACUUUACAUAUGAUCUCACUUAUUGGUUAAAAUUCAUAUGUUGUUGUAGUCUGACUCUCAUUCUUAAUAGAGUUAUCAACAUGUUUUCUAUCAAUUUCCAUUUUUCCAUUAGGCUCUACUUGUGUUUCUGGUACAACUAACUUCUAUGAGUGGAAGACACAGAAUUUUGGUGAAUUUUUCGUCUUUGCCACCAUUUAUAACCUUGUAGACUUCUAUCCUGGGUUUGAUGCAGUAAGUAUCUCACAUAAGUCAAGAGGACAUUCGUAAUUUUUCUAAAGAGGAAUUUUAUAUAUGUAUAUUGCUUGUGACAUGUUACAGUGUUGAAUCUAAACAAACCUAAACUAUAUAAAUGUUUCUUAGGGUGAUCUGUCACCAAAUGAUGCAGCUGCCAUAUUGAUCCAAGAAGAUGCUCUCGCUAACCAAACUUUCUUGGCAUCAUUUUUAAGUGGAAUACAACCAGAGAGUAUUACAGAAUAUGUAAACGCCUUCACAUCUACAGCUACAAAGGUAUACGACACACUACACGGGUAUCGCCUAAUAUCUAUUUAAAAAUGUCAUGAGAAUUGCAAUAUCUAGGAUGCAUCCAUUAUUAGAAAAGUAUAUUUUUCUUUUCCUAGGUUAAUCUUUCAGAAGUUCAGAUAAUAUUGGUGAAAUCGACCCUACUGGAUAGAACUCUUGUGAACUUGACUUCCUCUUUCUCCACUUAUGACACACAAAACUGGACAGUCUUAUUCCAGACAGAUCUGGUUCUCUUGCUUCCGUACUUCAACCAAACUCUUCUUCAGCUUCUGCCAAUGAAUAUCUCCUGCACUUCAUACCAGGAAAUGUAAGUCUUACCAUACAAAUCUCUAUUCCUAACACUAUAGUGUCCCUGUCCCUACUCCUUUUCUGGUCCACCCUGGGAGCAUUAACAUUUUAAAAAAUUAAAGAUUUACUCAUCUUUUUUCUGUGCUGAGACUCCCUCAGCGAUGCUUACCUCUCUACCUCCUCCUGCCAUGGUCAAUCCAAUUCUCCUCAUAGAGGAGAAUUGGGGGCCUAAUGCUCCUGUGCGGUAAGCGCCCUAUGCACAUUGAAACUUCCUUAUAGGCAGGCAUUGAAUUAAGGUUUUCCUUUGGGACUUUCUCAUCAUGUGACCAAGUUUUACUUGGUCCAUACAGCGGAAACACCUAUAGUAACUGUCAUAUUGCAGCCACAAGAAGUGGAUCUAACCCUGCAAUGUAAGCAGUUUCUAAAACACUCAAGUGCUUUACAUUGCAGGGUUGAAAAACAGGGACAAUGCACCUAGACCACUUACUUAAGAUGAAGUGGUCUGGGUGACUAUAGUGUUCUUUUAAUAUAUAACACCCUUCAUGGGUAACAUUUUGUUUUUGGGUUUUUUCAACAGAGUAAAAGGAUUUAGCCAGGUUUUUACAUUACUUUCAACCAAGACAAAAGAAGAUAUAUUCAAUGACUUCAUUAAGACCUACAUGACUGAGCAUCCAUCUACAGGUAUGUGAUUUGUUAAUUUCCACUUUCAAAAGAGCCAUAAUGCCUAUAAUAUAUAGUAAUGAUAGUCAAUAAAUGCAAACAUACUGGCUUUAACUUUACAUAUAAUCUAACUUAUUGGUUAAAAUUCAUAUGUUGUUGUAGUCUGACUCUCUUUCUUAAUAGAGUUAUCAACAUGUUUUCUUUCAAUUAACAUUAUUUCCAUUAGGCUCUACUUGUGUUUCUGGUACAACAAACUUCUACGAGUGGAAAACAUUUAAUUUCCGUGAAUUUUUCAUCUUUGCCACCAUUUAUAACCUUGUAGACUUCUAUCCUGGGUUUGAUGCAGUAAGUAUCCCACAUAAGUCGAGAGUGCAUUCUUGAUUUUUCUAAAGAGGAAUUUUAUAUAUGUAUAUUGCUUGUGACAUGUCACAGUGUUUAAUCCAAACAAGCCUAAACUAUAUAAAUGUUUCUUAGGGUGAUCUGUCACCAAAUGAUGCAGCUGCCAUAUUGAUCCAAGAAGAUGCUCUCGCUAACCAAACUUUCUUGGCAUCAUUUUUAAGUGGAAUACAACCAGAGAGUAUUACUGAAUAUGUAAAUGCAUUCACGUCAGCAGCUACAAAGGUAUACGACACACUACAUGGGUAUCGCCUAAUAUCUAUUUAAAAAUUUCAUAAAAACCACAACAUUGAGGAAGCAUCCAUUAUUAAAUUUUUUUUAUAUUUUUCGUCCUAGGUUAAUCUUUCAGAUGUUCAGAUAACAUUGGUAAGAUCAACACUACUGGAAGGAACUCUUGUGAAAUUGACUUCCUCUUUCUCCACCUAUGAAACACAAAACUGGACAGUCUUGUUCCAGACAGAUUUGGUUCUCUUGCUUCCGUACUUCAACCAAACGCUUCUUCAGCUUUUGCCAAUGAACAUCUCCUGCACUUCAUACCAGGAAAUGUAAGUCUUACCAUCUACAUCAGCUUUGAAAAUUAUGUUUUCUAUAAAUGCUAAAACCUUAUAAUUCACUAAUCCAAUUAAAGUGCUGUAAAGUGAAAUAAAAGAGAUGUAUUGUAAUCAUAAUAUAUGUUUUGUUUUUUGAUGUUUCAACAGAGUGAAAGGAUUUAAUGAUGUUUUUACUUUACUUUCAAACAAGACAAAGGAUGAUAUAUUUAAUUACUUCAUUAUAAGCUACCUGACUAAUCAGAAUUCUUCUCUAGGUAUGUUAUCUAAUUACUUACAGCCAAAACAAUAUUGAAAGAAAAGAAUACUUGGUUAUUGGAAUCACUGAUGAAUAGUCUCAUCAAACCAUGAGUUGUCCCAUAUUAUUUCCAUCUAGAUAAAUGUUGUGUUAAAAUAUUUAACUUUAUUAUAACUCCAUUAAUUAAAAUUGUAGAAUCUCUAAUUAACUGACUAGUUUAAGAGUCAGUCCACGUGAUCUACUUAAUUUGGCUCAACUUGAUGAUAAUCUCUAUCUAUGGCUCCAUUUUAUAAGCUUUCCUAGUGAUUCAGAAUAACUUAUCUACAGAAGCCACCAAUAAAGUCUAUGGGAUUUUUUUGUAAAUAAAUCAUUUGGAAUGUUUCUCUAACAGUGUUGAAUCCUUUGGAGAGCUUUUUUUUAAAAUAUAUUCUUUAUUUUUGUUGUGCAUAGUUUACACAUCAGCCUGUUUGGCCACAACAGCUGUAACAUGUAUUAUAACUUCAGGCUUUAUCAUGACAGUUGAGAAAUCAGCACAUUUUAAAAUGAGAUUAAACAGAGCUAGUAAGCAGGAUAUUGUAGUAUAGGUACUGCGGGGCGAUUUAUGAGGCUGUAGAGUAUGUGUGUCAGAGGCUCGGAAACUGAGUGGUCGAUUGACCCUGGUGUGCUGGAACCGAGCCCUUAUGAAUCGUGUAUGGGUUGUAGGUGAUGAAGUCAUGUGCCUCUGUGUGUAGUUAAGGUAGAGCGUAAAGCCAUGUUGGUAGCUCCGCUAUGUAGUUGUUAGUGGAGGGUGAAUGCAUGGCACUCGUUAUGGUCAGCGUGGUGUUUGGAUAGUGUGAUUUGAUUUGCGUCCAAAUGCAUAUGUGUACAGCUCCUCCAUGGUGUGCAUAUUAUGGGUACAUAUGAUGGGAGCUGGGGGAGGUGGAUAUUAAAAAUGGAGCCAGCGUGUCCAGGGAAAUUCCAGGUCUUGGCCAUGUUUGGCCGCAGUAUGUGGUCGGUUUACGACUUUGUGUAUUGUUUUGAACGUUUGUCACAUAACCAAUAUUUAACUGAGGGCUAAGCCCAACACAGAAAGUAGAAACAUAUAGAGAAUGUAUAGGCUUAUGAGUCAGGUGGUCUCCCUCCCAGGUACUCCACGCAAAGUGGUGGAUGAAUGGGACAAUGGUAGCUGAGUCCCAGGUUGUAGAGGGGGUGGGGCUGGGAGGCUCAGGGCCACCAGAACAUUGUCCAUCUCAGCGAUGUCCGCCACCCUAUUUUCUGUGUCUUGGUGCUGAAUGAGGAGUACAUGCGUAGGUCCCCAGCGGUACUUCACUCCCUUAGCUGCCAACAUUGUUUUUAGCGGACGGAAGGAUUUCCUCAAGAGCAGAGUAUUGCGGAAGAGGUCAGAGUAGAACGACAGUUCCAUGUCUUCAAACCUAUAGGGGUUUUUCCCUCUGGUGGCCUCUGGUUUCUCUAAAAGCUAGAUGCUGAUUUGGCCUUUGUUUUUUCAGUCAGAGGGUCAACUGAGAGUUCUCGGUGCACAGAAUAUGCACAGACCAAACAUUAGCCAGCCUGAAACACUCAUUCCCACUCCCUAGACUUGGUAAUGAAAGUUGCUGUAGGUGGAGUUACAACUCAGAUAGUGACAUAAAAUAUCUAAGUAUUUGCACUUACAGGGUCCUUGCACCAUGACCACUUUCAAAAGCUAAGUAGUAAUGGUGCUUGGAGUAUUCUUUUAAUUUUAGUUACGAGAAAAAUACAUCUAGAAACGUAAUUGUCCGUGGAACUCAGAUAAAGUUAUAAGUACAGAUUUUUGUUGAUUUUUAAAAAAUAUUCUUUACUGACUAACUUUAUAAAAUAAUGAAUUUAGAACCUGGAAAAAAGGUCAAAAGGGAAUCAUACCUUUGUUCAAUACCUCUGGCAAACUACAGAGCCGAAUUAUAGAGCAUUACAUUUCAGAUUUCAAAUUUAAUUACUUUAAAAUAUAAUUUAAAAGUAUUGAUUUGCUGGGUCUGUAUCUGAUUUUGGGGCAUUUUUAUCAAGUUGCAAAUUCAUGUUAUUCCAUAAAUUAUUCCAUUUAGAAAUGUAGACACCUCUGGUUUCUAAAAUUGUGUAUCAUAGGAUCAUUUCUUCACAAAUGCUUUGUGUGUUUGUUUGUUUGUUUGUUUGUUUGUGUGUGUGUAUGUGUGUGUUUGUUUGUUUGCAGAUUGCAUUUGGUUUGCUGAAAAGAAAUGCAAAUCCUAUUAGAAAAAAAAAUAGUGCGUAGGCGCUUCACUGAAAUUAUGUCAGCUUUGUAUAUAGUCAAACUAUACAAUAAGUUGUGUAACCGGUACCCUAGUGCUUCCCUUAUGCACCAGAUAUUAGUAGUAAAAUUUAAAGAGACAAAUACCAGUAUAUACACCUCCCCAAUGUGAUCACAACAAAAAUGGAUAAUAUUACCAAUAUGAAACUUGCUUGUACUACAAACAGCGUAGAGCUUGAUUGAGAUAUAGACUAAAACAAGAAAAAUAUACAAAACAGCAUAGUGUGAACUGUAUAAUAACUGAUAAAUAAUAAAUGAAUAUAUGACUCCCACUCACAUUCUCCAGAGCUGUACCAGGCUCUGUAAAUCAGGCUCAGGGGUGCCAAAUACUGGCUAACGAUCCAGGUGAUUCAGGCAGAUGAGACUCCAAGUAUAAGUGCAAAAUAUAUUUAUUAUUAAAAAAAAUAUAUAUAAUAAUUAUGCACUACAGGGCACUAUGGGGGUGGAACCCAAUACAGAAAUUAAUAUAACAAAAUUGGAAUUCCACUUACCCCUAUUUGUAUAGUAGCCCAGAGUGUAGAAAUACACAUGAAAUCACAAAUAACAGGUAUAAAAAAUAAGAGCAGACGCGUUUUGGCUAGCAGCCUUCUUCCAGUGCAUUUCUCCAUGCCCUGUUGAGUCUUCUUAUACAGGGCCUAUCUUUGCCAUUCACCUGGAUUCAAUUUCAUACCGGCGUCGCGUCACUUCCGGUUUUGCGCGUGACAGCGCGUCCGUUUUUCGGCCAGUUGGAACGCACAUUGAAACACGGCGUUCAGGAUAUGGGUUACUCCUUAAUGUUGUAAUUGAGCCCUCAUAGCAACCAUACACUCCAUAUUUACAGGAAGUCAUAACAUAAUAAUGAAAUAAAAAAAUUGAAAAUAUAAUUAAUCAAUAUAAAAAUUGUAAAUAGACAUAUGUAUACACAAAUACAAAUCAAACUAUCAUUAGUCUCUCUGUGAAUAGAGAGAAACUUAAAGAUGUAUAAAAAAUAUAUAUUUACAGAAAGCCAUUAGUACACAUAUAUUUAAACACAGCAAUGUGUAACCACAGAAGAAUCCCCAUAUAUGGGGAACAAUUAGACAGAAAGCAAGUUGAGCCUCCAGUGACUUAAUAAGCAAGUAAAUUCAAUGAAUACUAUAGAAAAUCUAUAUGUCUAAAAAAGAGAAAAAAUCUAAAUAAAUAAAUAAAAAUCUAAUAAUAAAAUAAAUUCUAUAAUAAAUGAAUAAACUCAAAAUCUAAAUUAAAUCCAUUCGGGGACAAGGUAUUCACAUCGAAGAUCCACUUGCCCUCUAUCUUAGCCAGCUCCUUAAUAUUAUUGAAAAAUUAUUGAAUUUUUAAAAAAUAACAACAUAUGACAACAAAGAAGGAUCACCGCCAUGUAUUUCAGUGAAGUGUGCGGAUACACUAUGUUUCAUAUAACCCCUCUGGUAUUCCCCACAUGUUCCGCAACUCUGGUUUUAAAAGCUCUCGUGGUCAUUCCAAUGUACUGCAGACCACAUGGGCACCAGAGGAGGUAUAUGACAUUAGUGGAAUUACAGGUUAAAACCUGAUGGAUUUUAAACGUACGGUUAGUAGAAUAAGAGGUAAAUUCUGUCUGGUUUUUUUUGCUAAAUAAGGUUUUCUUACAGCCAGGCAGGAUUUGCAGGGAUAGAAACCCUUUUCUAGACCCAAAAAGUUUUUUACUCCCACUUUAUGUUUGAUAAAACUAGUGGUUAGAUGUUGCUUUCAAUUUUUUGGCCCUCUACAGAUAAUGCGUGGUGUAUCACCAAUAAUUUCUUUCAGAUUAGGAUCUGAUUUAAGGAUACGCCAAUGUCUGUUAAUAAAGUGCUUAAUUUGCUUGGCAUCUUCGCUAUAAUUUAAAAUGAUUGGUACUUGGUCAGCACACUUCCUCUCCUCACUAGAUGUCUUUUUAUUCAAAAUCUUACUUCGAUCCAUCUUUUUACUAGAAUUAAUACAUCUAUCCAAUUCCUUGAUGUAAUUUUUCUCUAUAAGCCUAUCCCUCAAACAGAGUGCUAUUAGUGUACUGUGCUCAGCUACAGGAGUAUUCUACCUGUACAUUUGACAAGUUCUUGUUUAGUUAUCAAAUUGGAAUUCUGAAUUUAAGACCUCCCUUUUUAUCAACCUUAGAAUAUUUAUACAAGGUCAACGUAGUUUGAUUUUCUCUGUGCAGUAGUAUGGGAUUGCACAGCAGGAUUAGGGUUUUAAGUUACAGUUAGUAUCCACCUUAUAGGGACACUCCCAUCCCCAAUACGUGUUAUUUUAAUAAUUAGGUGGCCAUCGAUAGCUGCGAGCAUUAGUGGAUACUCUCAGCCUAUCAGCGACUGCCUAGCUAACCAUUCCUCAUACUGCAGUGCUCUAGAGGAAUGAAAGCCAGAAGGUAUAAGUGACAGGUUCCGGAGGCCCAAGGUCAAGGUAAAACCAUUGCCAAACUGUUUAAACAUGGAAAGGUAAGUGCCAUGAAAAAAACUGGGUUAAGAUGAUGCUAUGGGGAUGAGAGUGUGUCUUUAUAGGUGAUAUGAACUGCAAUGCUUUGCAGAUGACAAGCGCAAAGAAAGUCAAGACAUCAUAGAGGCUUUGAAACAUAAUUCUAUAGCACUUGUUCGCUUGGUAACAAUUUAACUUGUUUAUAAAAUCUGCAGAAACAUCACUAAUGUAUUGAUCUACCUUUUCCUUUCCGUCCUGUAGGCUCAGCUUGUGUCUCCAGUACAGUUUCAUAUGAAGAGUGGAUAACAGUGAAUUUUUGGGCAUUUUACUACUUUGCAUUCACCUAUGAUUAUGAGAAACUUUAUCCAGGUUUUGUUCCCGUAAGUAAAGCAGAAAAUAUUAGUAAAUACAUUUAAAAACAAUGUUUCAGGAAUUUCUUUAUAAAAUCAAAUUAAUAAAAAAACAUUAAAACGUUGGUUUUUUUUCUCCACUCAGAUUGAUCUACCUCCAAUUGUGACAGCAAAUCUGUUGGUCCAAGAAUCUGUUCUUACAAACCACACGUUGUUGAUGUCUAUCUUAAGUGGAAUACAACCAGAAAAUAUUACUGACUACGUCAACGCCUUCACGUUUGUAGCAGGAAAGGUACACGAUAUAGAUAAAAGAUGCUUUAUCUAUUUCACAUUAGUCUUUUUGAAGUUGAAGGGAAACCUUUACUUCCCCAAGAUUUGUAAUAUUCUGCUUAUUUAUUUCUUAUAUUUCACAAAGAUGGGUUUUCAAGGUCUGAAAAAUAAAACCAAAUGUAGGACUCAACACCGUUUUAUUCUGGACCUGAUCACCUGAUCAUCUCCAUCUUUGCUCCCUGUCAGUUAUUGUUAUAAGCUCAGUCAUCUUUGCUCAGACAUUUUCUGCAAAAUGUGCCCUGGUUGUGCCUGAUUUGGAUGGUUAGUUAUUUGAGAAAUAUUUAAUAUAUAUAUAUAUAUAUAUAUUUUUUUUUUUAUUUUUUUUAAAUGGAGCUUCACAAGGAAAGAUUGUUAACACAAGUUAUAGAUUUAAAAAAAAAAAAUUUUACUUAAUCUUGUUAUUUACAAAAAAGUAACGGUUUCCCUUCAACAACAACUGGCUUCAUUCAUGUGUAUUGAACAUAACAAUGAGAGGUCAAAGGAUUGACAUGAACCAAAUUAUUAAUAAAAUAACAUUUUCCUAAUUUCAGGCAAAUCUUUCAGAGAUCCAAAUUACCUCAGUGAAGGAGAAUCUAUUGAAUACAACUCUUACGAAACUCAGUUCCUCUUUCUCCACUUAUCAAGCACAAAACUGGACAGUCUUGUUCCAGACAGAUUUGGUUCUCUUGCUUCCAUACUUCAGUCCAACUCUUCUUCAACGUCUGCCAACUGACAUCUCCUGCGAUUCAUACCAGGAAAUGUAAGUGUCAACUUUUCUAUGCAGCAAGUCAUCUUUAAUUGAAAAACAUCAUCACAAUCUGUUGAUAUAACGCCCUACAGGGGCAAAGUGAUAUAAAUUAACAUAUUGAAAUGUUUAAAAUCUGUUUUAUUUGUUUUGUUUUCUUCUACUCAGAAUGAAAGGUUUUAGCCGUGUUUUCACAUUACUUUCAACACAGACAAAAAAGGAUAUAUUCAAUUACUACAUUGAGCAUUACAUGACUGAGCAUACAUCGACAGGUAUGUGAUUCAAGGAUUUAUACUUUAAAGUAAAAUGUAAAUCAAGCCUCCAGUAUACAAUUCAACUUAUUUAAAAAUUAUGUUUGUUAUUAGCCUAUUACUCAUUAUCUUUUCUUGAGAAGAGAAAACAUAUAUUCUCUUUUUUUUUCCAAUUAUUUUCAUUAGAUUCAACUUGUGUUUCUGGCACAACUAACUUCGAUGAGUGGAAGACACUGAAUUUCCGUGAAUUUUCUGUCUAUGCCACCGUUUAUAACUAUAUGAACUUCUAUCCUGGGUUCAGUGCUGUAAGUAACCCUUAAAAAAGUAUAGAUUACUCUUAAUCUUGUUUUAUUGUUAAGACAAAUUUGGUGUAUAUAUUUUCAUUGAGAUACCUGAGAGUAGUUGAGAAAAAAAAGCAAAUUGAAACAUUAUUUCUUAUUCUCAGGGUGAUCUGUUACCAAAUGAUGCAGCCUCGGAAUUAACCCAAGAAAAUGUUCUCUCCAACCAAACUUUCUUGGCAUCAUUUUUAAGUGGAAUAAGACCAGCAGAUAUUACAGAAUAUGUCAACGCCUUCACAUCUGCAGCCACAAAGGUACAAGACAAACUAAAUGAGCUAUACCAGAACUCUGGACAACAAUUUCAUAUUACCAGCAAUUAUCUCUACGUGCACUAAAACAUAACAAACAAAAACUGCCUAAAUAAUAUUUCGGAAGCAUAUUUAAUGAAAAUGUUUGUUCUCUUUCUUUAUAGGCCAGUCUAUCACAAACUCAAAUUACAUUAGUAAAGGGAAAACUGCUGGAUCAAACUAUUGUGAAACUCAGUUCCUCUUUCUCCACUUAUCAAACACAAAACUGGACAGUCUUAUUCCAGACAGAUUUGGUUCUCUUGCUUCCGUACUUCAACCAAACUCUUCUUCAGCUUCUGCCAACUGACAUCUCCUGCUCUUCAUACCAAGAAAUGUAGGUCUCACCAUUCACCUGACAAAAUGUUUUUAGAUCCAAAAGCAUCUCAACGGAUGAAUCCAUUGCAACAAAAGACAAGUAUAAAGUGAUAUAAAGUAAUGUGUUCCAAUAAUUAUAUGUGUGUUUUUUUUUUAACAGAUUGAAAGGAUUUAGUCUUGUUUUUACAUCACUUUCAAACCAGACAGAAGCGACUAUAUUUAGUGACUUCAUUAAGCGCUACAUGACUGAACAUACAUCUACAGGUAUGUAAGAUUUUUACUUUCAUAUAUUAAAAUAAAAUGUAAAACAAGUCUACCCUGUAUGAUCACAAUGAUAUAUGGUAAUAAUCAUUAAAUGCAUGAAUACUUGACUUGUGCACAAAUCUGCUUAAGGUGGGUCAAACAAAUCAAAUAAUUUUUAUUCCUCACCUGAAUAAACAGAUCCAUAUGAGAUUUACUUGUGGAGUCUUAGUCAAUGAACUAGACUUCACAGGUAAAUUCCAAACUAUUAAUGUGUUCAGGCAGAGAUUAAAAGGAAUUUAAUUCGUUCGACUCACUUGAAAAAAGUUUGUGCACAAGUCUGGUAGAUAUUCGUCUUAGUAUGGAUACAAUACAACUCAUUGUUUAAAUAUCAUAUUCAGUAUUGGUUAAGUACUCCAUGUUCUGUACAGAUGCUUACUUCUUUUGAUAACAGUUCACACCUAAUUUUUAUUUUUUUUAUUUCCCUUGUUUUCUUUUGUUUUUAUUUAUUAGACUCGACUUGUGUUUCUGGCACAAAUAAUUUUGAAGAAUGGAAAACACUUAACUUCCGUGAAUUUUCCAUCUUUGCCACAAUUUAUAACUUUGUGGACUUCUAUCCUGGGUUCAACGCAGUAAGUAUCCAGUACAAGGCUAGAGGAUAUUUUUGAAGUUCUAGAAUAUUUGUGCAUGUUUAUUUUUCUUGAGGCAUGUGACAAUGUUUGGGAAAAACAAGCAAAUCUAAAUUACAUUUCUUUAUCUCAGGGUGAUCUAACACCAAAUGAUGCGGCCUCUGUUUUAACCCAAGAAGAUGUUAUCUCCAACCAAACUUUCUUGGCAUCAUUUUUAAGUGGAAUAAGACCAGCAGAUAUUACAGAAUAUGUCAACGCCUUCACAUCUGCAGCCACAAAGGUACAAGACAAACUAAAAGAGCUUCAUCGGAACUCUGGUCAACAAUUUCAUAUAACCAGCAACUAUCUCUAUGUGCACUAAAACGUAACAAAAUACAAAAACUGCCUAAAUAAUAUUUCGGAAGCAUAUUUAAUGAAAAUUUUUGUUCUCUUUCUUUAUAGGCCAGUCUAUCAAAGACUCAAAUUGCAUUAGUAAAGGGAACACUGUUGGAUCAAACUAUUGUGAAACUCAGUUCCUCUUUCUCCACUUAUCAAACACAAAACUGGACAGUCUUAUUCCAGACAGAUUUGGUUCUCUUGCUUCCAUACUUCAACCAAACUCUUCUUCAGCUUCUGCCAUCUGACAUCUCCUGCUCUUCAUACCAAGAAAUGUAAGUCUCACUAUUCACCUGACAAAAUGUUUUUAGAUCCAAAAGCAUCUCAACGGAUGAAUCCAUUGCAACAAAAGACAAGGAUAAAGUGAUAUAAAGUAAUGUGUUCCAAUAAUUAUAUGUGUGUUUUUUUUUUAACAGAUUGAAAGGAUUUAGUCUUGUUUUUACAUCACUUUCAAACCAGACAGAGGAGACUAUAUUUAGUGACUUCAUUAAGCGCUACAUGACUGAACAUACAUCUACAGGUAUGUAAGAUUUGGAAUUUCAUAUAUGAAAAUUAAAUGUUAAACAAGUCUACCCUGUUUGAUCACAAUGAUAUACGGUAAUAAUCAUUAAAUACAUGAAUACUUGACUUGUGCACAACUCUGCUUAAGGUGGGUCAAACAAAUCAAAUUAUUUUUAUUCCUCACCUGAAUAAACAGAUCCAUAUGCGUAUGGCAGUAGACUGUGUGGUAAAAACCAACACCAGUCAGAAGGUGGAGCGCUGAGGAGAUGUGUGUGAAUAACUCACCUCCCCCCUCUCCUUCUUGGGUGUAUUAUAACCUAGAAGUGGGGAUUUAAAAUAGAAUUACAAUAGUGAAAUACUGUUAGAUAAUAAUUAAGUGAUGUGAAGGCGGAUAGAACCACUCACUUGGUACUGAGCCUCAACAGGACAGGCUCAGAUCACUUGGUCAGGCGUGUUUUGGUAGGUAACACAAACCAAACAAUGGUUGACAAACUUGUGGAUCCUUUAAAAACAGAAGAAGCCAAGCAUAGUGUAGUAUGCAGGUGAAUGGUGGUUGAAGUAUAUAGAACUGCUCACCUGAUUCAGAGCCUAUAGCUCUGGCUCUGAGUAUAAUGGUAUAAGUACCACUAGGGGGUACCAAAACCCUGUAGAUGAGGUCAGGGACACUACUUGCGUCCAGAUGGAAAGUAUAAAAAUAAAAUUUAUUAAUUCUAUACAAAGUAAACAAUGGUUAAAAUAAAAAGUACAAUCCUCCUGGACGUCCGAGACGAGUUUCGCCGGUGGGCUUCAUCAAUCGAUGUGUGUUCCUGUGUUUCCGUUCUUUUAUGUCCAAGAGAGGGCUCUAUAAUUGCGGAUUGAUCGUGGCUGUGUUCCGCUUUCGUCUUCAUUCAGUGCGGUCGCUUUUUUCAUAUCCAUAUAUGGGUAAAUCAGUGGUCGCCAUAUUGGUUGAGGGCAAAGCAGUCUAUAUAUGUACAUACACAAUAUCGUUUCUCAUAUAGGGAAAUGAUUAAAAAACAAAGACAAACCGUGGGAAGAUAUGAUUAAUACCAAAUUGGAUGGCAAUAAUAUCAACAAUUUAAAUAAUUACAACAUGGUUUUAAUUUUACAAUGUGACACCAUUUGAAAAGUUGUUGUUCUGGUUAACAUAUAUAUUUAGAAAAAAGAACAAUAUUGUGACUUAUAGUAUAUGUUUUAAUGAUUGUAAUUUAUAUCAACAUUAAAUUCUUUUUGGGCCAAUAAAUUAGAUUGAUGUUAUUUAUAUAAUAUGCCCAAUUGUUCAUUAAGCUAAUAAAUAGGACCCUUUAUAAAUACAGAUAAGGAUAAAUUAAUUUUAACAGAGUUAAUGGUAUUAUAGUUUCUCUAUAUUUAGUCUACAUUCUAUAUACAACAAUAGAAUUAUUAAUUGCAUAUUUAGAUAUUUAAAGUGACAGAUUAUUGGUAUGAUUUACCUAAUUUAAGUAUGAGAUAUAAAGAACUCUCAUACUAAAGGUAAAUAUAUAAAUAUAUAUUUUGUGUGGCUUUUUAUUUUUUCAUUAAUUCAUAUGAGAUUUACUUGUGGAGUAAAUCUGGCCAAAAUUGGCGUUUUUUGAAUUUUUCACACACAAACAAAUACUAACGCUAACUUUGGCCAGUGUUUGUGACCAAAUGGCUACUAAAAAAGACUGGACAUACCCCAUUUGCAAUACCUUGGGUUGUCUACUAUUGGAAAUGGUAUGCUAUUAUGGGUGUAAAUUUCAUUCCUAGGCUACUAUACAGUCCCAAAUGCAACUUAACCAAUCUGGCAAAUUUCAAUUUCAAUUGUAGCGUGCUAAAUUUGACCCUGUAACUUCCCAAAACUCCAUAAAACCUGUACAUAGGGGGUACUGUUUUACACGUGAGACUUUGCUGAAUACAAAUAUUUGUAUUUUAUUGCAGUAAAAGCAAACAGUAUUAUGACAUUGACAGUUAAAAUGUCAUGUAGAACUAAAAAAAUUUUUAAAAAAUCUUAUUUUCUCCCAUUUUUUCAUAUUAAAUUAUGUUUCAUGGCUAAAUAUUUGAUAUUAAAUGAAAGCCCUGUUUCCCCUGAAUAAAAUGAUAUAUAAUAAGGGUGGGUGCAUUUAAUAUGAAAGAGGUGAAUUACGGUUGGACAGAAAUUGAGGCGCAAAUGCCAGGUUUUGUUUACAUUUUGUUUUGUUCACAACGUGUACAUUUGGCUCAGUCCUUAAGGGGUUAAUUUGUAUUCUGGCGAUCAGUCAAGGCUAUACUAUGGUUUAUUGUGACAGUAUGUUCUAUAUCUCUUAAGAGGGACUCUAUAAUAUUACAAGGACAUUACCAAGGGGGGCCACAGCAGCAGAGGAACAUGUUAGUGUUAGGAAUACAUUUUUGUAUUCCUAACACUAAAGUGUUCAUUUAAAUGGUUCUGACCAUUUUUUGCAAAUAAUUUAAUUACCGUAUAUACUCGAGUAUAAGACGAGUUUUCCUGCACAAUUUUUGUGCUGAAAAACCCCCACUCGCCUUGUACUCGAGUGAGUGUCUGUAUUAUGGCAACUUAUAUUGCCAUAAUACAGACCAGGACCGCCAGGUUCAUUACAAGCCUGGCGGUCCUGGUGGGGGCUGGCAGAGAGCUGUUACUUACCUUCCUGCAGCUCCUGUCAGCUCCCUUCUCUCUCCUGCGUUCCGGUCAGCUCCCUUCUCCUCCAGUGUAAGUCUCGCGAGAGCCGCGCGGUAAGAGCUUUGCCACGGGUUACCGUGGCAACACUCCGUGCGGCAGUCACACCGCAAGACUUACACUGGAGGAGAAGGGAGCUGACCGGAAUGCAGGAGAGAGAAGGGAGCUGACAGGAGCUGCAGGAAGGUAACAGCUCUCUGCCAGCCCCCCUCCUACACAGCCAAUGCCACUGGACCACCAGGGAAUGAGAGCCCCCCUCCCUGGCCAGCUAACAAGCAGAGGGGGGGACGAAAAUAAAUAAAUAAAAAUGUAAAUAAUAAUAUAAUAAAAAUAUUAAUACUAUUAAAAUAAAAUUCAUACACACACUGCAUUCAUACACACACACUGCAUUAUAUGCACACACACGGCAUUCAUACACACACACACACUGCAUUCAUACACACACACUACACACACUGCAUUCAUACACACACACACACUCUGCAUUAUACACACACACACUGCAUUCAUUAUAUACACAAAAUAAAUAUUCAAUGUAUGUAAUUUUUGGGGGGAGAUAUAAUUUUAUUUAGAAAUUUACCAGUAGCUGCUGCAUUUCCCACCCGAGUCUUAUAGUCGAGUCAAUACGUUUUCAAAGUUUUGGGGGGUAAAAUUAGGGGUUUUGACUUAUAUUCGGGUCGACUUAUACUCGAGUAUAUACGGUAUGCACUUUUUUAAACACCCUGAUAUGCCAAAAGGUGGACAUUGAUCCAUUCCAUGUCUGUCAGUGUAGUUUCUCCUCCGUACUUGGUGAGUUGGUUAUUAUCAGACAGCAUAUGUUUAUGUCCAUGUUCAUGUAACAAGGGCUGUCGGAGUUGAAGAAAAUAUAUAGCAAUAUGUCAAUUGGGUUGUUUUUUAAUGUUCCAACCUGAAAUUCUGAGGUUAAAAUAUCUAAAUUGGAAAAAAAUCCAGUCUCUCUCCUGUUUGGCUUAGUCAAGGCUAUAGAAUAAUUUCUGGAGAAUGUUAUCUUGCAGUUCCUCCAACAUACCUUUCAGAUUGCGGGCUCUAUAUAGCAAUCAAAUUCACCAGUAUUUUUGCAGUGCUUGCUAAGGACUAUGUACUGUCAUCUAUCAUGUCUAUGGGAGCACAGUAUUGGCACGCAGGGUUAAGUAGUUAGCAAGUUUCCACAUGUACUGAGCUCUUUAAAUUUAUCAUGCAGUAGUACUCUCUUAACCAGGGGUGCCCAAAAGGUAGAUCCCCAGAUGUUUUAAAACUACAACUUCCAUGAUGCUUUGUCAUUCUAAAGACAUGCAAGGGUAUGCAUAGCAUCUUGGGAGUUGUAGUUCUGCAACAUCUGGGGAUCUACCUAUCACUGCAAAGUUUUGAUAAUUACCACGUCACAGCAAUAUUCACAACAUGCCUACGCUGUCAGUUCAGCUAAAUUUUUACUACAAUUCACAGUUUAGUAAAUAUAUCAUACAGUUAUUCACUAAACUGUGAAUUGUAGAUAACUCGAUUGAAAUGGCAAAAUUCUCCAAAUCAGAUAUAGUCACAACUGAACAUUUGCUUAAAUUUUUAAAUCUGGAUUUAAUUCUCCAAAAUUUGACGUCAAUAACUCUGCUAUGUUUGUUCUGACAUAAGUGAUUCUCUUGUUCUGAUGUAAAACUCCUGAAUUAUAUUUUAUUUUGUUAACAGGUUCUAUAUUCAUGGAAUGCUACACUAACGAUGACGGUCUGCAAAAUUUCAUUACAAACUAUUUUAUGAACUUUUCCACCUUGAUAAGUGCCGAUGAGCUAUUAUUACUAAUCCCGUCCAGUCAGCUCACACAGGUGAGUCUGUUUUAUUCUGCUAUGGCUCAUAUGCAAUAGCAGAGUAUUAAAUAUAUACACAGUUAAAGCAAGGAGUUUCCUGGAGACAUGCUCAUGCCAUUAUACAGAACACUGGUGAGACCUCACUUGGAGUAUUGUAAGCAGUACUGGAGACCGUAUCUCCAGAAGGAUAUUGAUACUUUAGAGAGCGCUCAGAGAAGGGCUACUAAACUGGUUUAUGGAUUGCAGGAUAUAACAUACCAUGGAAGGUUAAAGGAACUGAACAUGUAUAGCUUGGAGGAAAGACGAGACAGGGGGGAUAUGAUAGAAACAUUUAAAUACAUAAAGGGAAUCAACACAGUAAAGGAGGAGACUAUAUUUAAAAGAAGAAAAACUACCACAACAAGAGGACACAGUCUUAAAUUAGAGGGGCAAAGGUUUAAAAAUAAUAUCAGGAAGUAUUACUUUACUGAGAGGGUAGUGGAUGCAUUGAAUAACCUUCCAGCUGAAGUGGUAGAGGUUAACACAGUAAAGGAGUUAAGGCAUAAGUGGGAUAGGCAUAAGGCUAUCCUAGAUAUACGAUAUGGCUUGGGACUAAUGAGAGUAUUUAGAAAAUUCGGCAGACUAGAUGGUCCGAAUGGUUCUUAUCUGCCGUCACAUUCUAUGUUUCUAUGUUUCUAUGAACUUUUUUGGUAUUUGUACCAGAAAACAAAAGGAGCUAGGCAAGGUGAGAAGAGUACAGAUUACAUAAAGGGGCAGGAUUUCUGAAAACAUCUAACAUCUGAAAGUUGGGUAAUAUUGCAUGCUUCCGCAGCUCACAUUAUUUGGUAGUUCAGUGUCACCCAGUCAACCACUCAUGGCUGUCAGUGUCACUCAAAUCACAGAGAAAGAUUGCCAGGGUUGAACUCAGCUCUUCAACAUAUGCAGCCAGAUUAUCAUCCAGCAUGGUUAUCAUUAUACCACCAAAGUCAUUAACCAAAAUAAACAUUAUACCGCAGAGUACACCAGCCAAAUAAUCCAUUAGAACAUCCACCCCACCAACAAGUAGCCAUUGUGCCAUUUGCUACACCAACCAAUGGAGCCAUGAUACCAUCCACCAUGCCAACCAUGGUAGCCAUAAUACCAAGCAACACACUAAAAAUGCUAGCCAUCACACCAUCAAACAAACCGACGAAUUAGCCAUCAUAUGAUCUAUCACAUUAAGCAAGGUUGCCAUCACAGCACCCCCAUAUCAACCAUGUUAGCCAUCAUAUCUUCCAUUACACCUCUGAUAAAGCCAUCAUACCAUCCAGCACAACAACCAAGUUAGCCAUCAUACCAUACAGCACACAAACCAAGUUAGUCAUUGUAUCAUCUAGUACACCCACCAAGUUAGUCAUUGUAUCACCUAGUACACCCACCAAGUUAGUCAUUGUAUCACCUAGUACACCAACCAAGUUAGGAAUCAUACCAUACAGCACACCAACCAAAUUAGUCAUUGUAUCAUCUAGUACACCCACCAAGUUAGUCAUUGUAUCAUCUAGUACACCAACCAAGUUAGGAAUCAUACCAUACAGCACACCAACCAAGUUAGUCAUUGUAUCAUCUAGUACACCAACCAAGUUAGUCAUCGUAUCACCUAGUACACCAACCAAGUUAGGAAUCAUACCAUACAGCACACCAACCAAGUUAGUCAUUGUAUCAUCUAGUACACCCACCAAGUUAGUCAUUGUAUCAUCUAUUACACCAACCAAGUUAGGAAUUAUACCAUACAGCACACCAACCAAAUUAGUCAUUGUAUCAUCUAGUACACCCACCAAGUUAGUCAUUGUAUCAUCUAGUACACCGACCAAGUUAGUCAUUGUAUCACCUAGUACACCAACCAAGUUAGGAAUCAUACCAUACAGCACACCAACCAAACUAGUCAUUGUAUCAUCUAGUACACCCACCAAGUUAGUCAUUGUAUCAUCUAUUACACCAACCAAGUUAGUCAUUGUAUCACCUAGUACACCAACCAAGUUAGGACUCAUACCAUACAGCACACCAACCACGUUAGUCAUUUUAUCAUCCAGGACAUCAACCAAGUUAGUUAUCCUACCAUCCUGGACACCCAACCAAGUUAGUUAUCCUACCAUCCUGGACACCCAACCAAGUUAGUUAUCCUACCAUCCUGGACACCCAACCAAGUUAGUUAUUCUACCAUCCUGGAUGUCCAACCAAGUUAGUUAUCCUACCAUCCUGGACACCCAACCAACUUAGUUGUCGUACCAUCCACACUGAAUAUUACAACAGGUACACACUAUUUUUAUUAUACCAGUUAUGUGAAUAUGGACAAAAAAAUAUUUUUUUCAUUUACAUGUUACUACCUGUGUUACUACCUGUGUUGAUCUUCUUUCUAGACUGCACUUAAAAUCAAAGACGAUUUGUCCAUGCAAAAACCAGUUCAAAGACGUGUAAAUUGUAUAUAUGUCCCCUUGUUUCCUAGGUAUUAAAUACGUUGAGCCCUCAGGAUCUUUUGCACUAUCUCACAGAUGGAAUGGGUGCAAACAGCACUGUAUGGAAAAUAAUGCUGUCACAUUAUACGAAUAUUACUGAACUGGCACGAUUCAUGGACAUUCUGGUAGACGUAAGUGAACACUAGCAAAUGAAAAAUUAUAGGUAGCUAAUUGUGCUCAAUAUGCAAGAAGGUACAGAAAGCAAAAGGUCUGACUUGGCCAGGAAAAUCCAAAUGUAUUAUUUUUAAUAUUACUCAAAAAAAUGUAUAAAUAAAUAUAUACAUAUACAUUAAUGUUGCAUUUACAUAAACAAAAAUCUACAUACAAAUUUCAACAUUCACCAAUAUAUGUGUAUAAUGUGCAUCUCAACAGAAAUUGAUUUACAGAAGAACUGUGAGUAAAGAUUAAUAAGGCAUAGUUAGUAACCUUUUUUGUUGUAUCUAGGGAGCAGCCAUUAUGUUUUUCCAGCAGACGACAGAAAACACAGUAGUUUGUAUUUGCCUACUUUUUCCUUCAUGACAAAUAGGGAGAUAUAUAAACAAAAAAUUGCGAGCUGAAAUUCUUAUUCUGGUCAUUUUUGUUCCUGGAACCGCAGAGAUAUAGCCACUUGCUGGAGCAAACUAAAUAGAUGGCUGUGUUACUUAAUUAACACUGUGCCUUCAUGUGCCCUGUAAAUUAAUUUUAAAGUAUUAGAUAUAUUGGCAUCCACCCUGGAUGGAUUGAGUAUACACUGUGCUUUGUUCUUUCUCCCCAGAUGAAAUUUAGCCAAGACAUUGCUGAGGCUGUAUUUGACGCAGUUUGGCCAACUUUCCUCACUUACCUGCCUCUAAGUGAAUCUGAAUUGGACAUUUGGCUCAAUAAGCGUUUUGCUAAUUACCUACCUCUCAUAACUGGGGCCCAACUGAAUGUCCCAGGUGUGAUGGAAGCAAAUUGUUCCUUCUACCGUAACCUGUAAGUCUCUGUGUAUUUUUUCAUUAUUAUUUCUUUGUUUUUUUACAAUUAGCAUAAAGAUUAAAUGGGAUAUUUUGGUUCUUAUUUUGUUUUGUGUGUUACCCCAAUUACUGAAAUCUUUGUUACAUGUUUAUAGAUUUGUUUAAACAAUUGACUUCAUUUUUUUGUGUUUCUUUUUCCAGAGUUAAGACCUUGUCUAUAUAUUUUAAUAAUUACACCACCAGCACUCAGCAAGACAUCUAUGGCAUCUUUAAGCUGUAUCUGGAGAACUCAAGUAAGUCAUUAUGAUUAUAACAUCCAGACAAACAUUUUCAUCUAUAUAUGUGAAGUCCACAAAUCAAUGUUUCAGAAUUUCUGGUAUCUUCUCCAGAGAGUCCAGACAGGAGCUUUAGUCUACACUCCUUACUGACUUAGAUUGAGGACUCUUCCCUAAUGUUUUUCAAAGUAAAAAAAAAUGUUAUUCUGGGAUUCUACACUGGUCUUGGUAGAGGUGGGCACUCAAUUAUAAAAUAGACAUAUCAUGUGAAGGUCAUAUGACAUUGUCUGAACAUUUCUACUUCAAUUAAUGAAAAUGUUGUCAAUUUGCUCACCUAUUGCAUUCAUUUGUUCACUUGUUCGUUGCUAGAUGUACUCUUCAUUCAGAGGGACACUCUAAGGGUUGAAGUGACGUCCCUAGAUACAUUAUGUCAAAAAUGCAGAAAAUAUGAAAACAAAUUUUAAAAAAGUAAAAGAUUCUCAUCUUUCUUAAGUUUCUGUUACUUUUGAUAAAUCAUGGCUAGCAAAAACAGCAGGGAGACUGUUCUUAAACAAGGAAGAUGUUCCACCAGUCAGGAGCCUCUUAUUCUGGUCUACGGGGAUUUUCUUAAACUAUAAACGCAUGGUGUUAUUGUACGUAAAGUGACCAUUGAAUAUACUCACAAAGUCACCAAACUUGGAACGUUCACAUUUUUGAAGAACAUAGUAGAUAAGUUAAAUAUAUCUAUGGGUUCUGCUUUAAAAAAAAUAAUAUUUGUUUUCACUUUGUAUUUACAUCAUAUGUCAGACUGUUUUGGCACAGUAAGGGCAUAGGAUGUUAAUUAUUUUAUCUACCAUGAUAGACAGCAUGCCUCAGAGUAAGGUCACUUGCACAAGUGCAGCAUUCAUCGAAGCGCAAAUCACAAAGUCAAAGCCUUAAAAUAAACUUCCUAUGUGUACUAUAUAUUUGUUAUAUCAUAUAUAUUUUGUUUUUCAGACCAAAAACCUGCAUGUUAUAACUCUUCCUCCAGUGUUGCCAAUUCCUGGAUUUUCCUAAACCUUGGAAACUACUUGACUUAUUCCAGUCCUCAGGAUCUAGUAUCAUUUACAAACAAUGUGGAACUGGUAACUAUCUUGUAUUCACUCUGGGAGAUCUCGUAAUAUCUCAUAAUUCUUUUCACAUUUUCGAGUUCAAUAAAGUGUUUUUGUGAAAAUGAACUUAGUAGCAUGACCUAUAACCUGGCAGCAGGGUGCCACAUGGUUUUAUUUUCAUGUGACCACUUGCACAUCAGAAAACGUUUUAUCAUGUCUACCUUCUCUAAUAGAUUUUCAGAAACUUAUCACACACACAUGACAUGUCUUUUAUUUAAAACAUAAUAUUCCCAGGAUGCAACUCUACUCUUCUCGAAAAUGGUUGCUCAGUUUAUAACAUCUGUAGUUGGAUGUAGGAAAAGGGACAUGUCACCAUUUCACAUAUUACCUCAAUAGAUUAUUGAAAACAAUGUCAGGUGAAAUAAAACAGUACAAUAAAAAAAAAAUCUCACAUACUGUGAAACUAUGAAAAACAUUUUAACACAAAAGACAGCCUCCAUGUUAUGAUAAUUUUCUUAAUGAUAACACUUUAAACAUAAUCGCCGUGUUGAAUGUGGGCUAGCAACAUUUAAAAAGUGCAUCUUUGAACUAAAGCAGAAUUAAUAUUUACAAAAAAUGAUAUUAAGUGUAUGACUAUCUUUUUUACAGAUAUCUGUAAUAAAAAGGUUAAAUCAAUUUUACCCUUUGGUAACAGAGUAAUAAUGUAAUUUUGUGUUCAACAGCUUAAAAACUUUUCAGUGGAUUCAAAAACCCUUGACUUGAUAGGCACGCUGACCCUACCACAAAGUCUGAAGGAGUACUUUUCAUAUUUAAUAUCAGCAAAAAAUCCAUCUAUCCCUCUGUCAAGGUAUGUUCUUUGUUUUCUGUGAUUAAAAGUGUUUUUGUGCUGGGCCUCAAGCCAGUUGGAUUGGUAGCCUAUUUAUGUGUAAAAAUGUAAACAUUUCCGUAUACAUGAUUUGUGAGGAAGGGUGAUUUGCUAUUAUGUCUAUAAAUUAAGCUACCUCUGAAGGAACUGGUCAAAAGGACAUUAUAGUGCUUGGGGAAGGACUGGCGAUUCGAAUGCUGCCUCUCAUAGCAGAAUGUUUGUGUGUAUAAUAUAAAUAUAUACAUUCUCUUUUAACAUUUCUUUUAACUUUUUUUGUUUUUACUAUUCACAGCAUUCCUCAAAACAUUCUAUGCUACAUUGUUGGUAACUUAAGUAUCAGCACGAUGAGUCAAAGUGAGGCCUUGAAAAUUGUGGACAUUCUAAAGCAGUGUGGAAGUACAGCCAAUGUCACAGUGGGCAGCAAUGUACGUAUUUUCAUCUUGUUAACGAGGAAGGUUUGCUACUAAAAACCUAUAAAAAUCCUUUAUUAGCCUGUCUGUACAUUUUACAUUCCAUCAGUAGCACCACAAUUCUGGUCUUGGCCUGGCGUUUUGUGGGCCCAAGGUAACCUUUAUGAUAACAGGGCCCCUCAACUAUUUACUGUCUUCCUCAGCAAUGUGUUAAUUUCUCCUUCUAAAUAACCUUUAUUGUUUCCCCUUUCAGCUUUUGCCUUCUAUCUGCAUUUACAAAGAAUGUUUGUACAAUACAGAACAAUAGUAACAACAGAAAGAUAAUUGUAUCAUAGCAAAAAGCACAAAUAUCAUGAAGCAACCGAAAAAUGAAUAAAUGUCAUCUCUAUUCUCUAUUAGCCUUUUUUACCCUCUGGCCCCAUCCUUUUCCCUCUACUUUAUUUUAUCUUCUUUAUCCUUACCACCUCUGUUUUUUUGUAUUUUUCAAUGUCCGCUUCCCCUUAUAUUUUACCAAUUUUUCCCACAAUCUUUUUUCUUCCUAACCUCAUUGCAUUGGAAGAACAGAGAGCAAUAAUUCAUAUCCGAAAUCCCAAACCUUUUUCACACCAUUAAAAAAAAUCUUCAUACAUUUGCCUAGAGAGUUUUUUUAAGGAUUUGGGGAGGGACAAAGUGGUGUUAAAAAUAUUAGCUAUGUGGCCAUUUAUGCCGUACCAAAUAAGGUCAGUGUAUACACAAUAUAGUUUUUUUUUAUUUGUUUAAAGAUACCUUGAGAGUGUAUGUACGUACUCAUUAUUAUUUAUGAUAUAAUGCAGACCUGUGUGUUUGCCAUCAUAAAAACAUUAUAGUCGAACUGCAACUUAUCAUGUGUACCCAUUUCACAGGUAGUGGAAUCCAUCGUCACAUCGGUGACUACAAUUACGGCAGACGUUCUUCAGACUCUGGGUCCCCUGGCGGUUGGACUGCCCCCUUCAGUGAUUGUAGAGAAGGCCACUGGGACAUCUUUACUGAAUAAUUUACAAACAUUGUCUCAGAUUGAAACUUGGAGUGUCACCCAAGCAUCUAUCAUAGUCACAAAAAUAACAGAAACCAAUUUUAAGGUAAAAUAUUUUUGUAGAGAAAGGUGCUGUAAUGCCCUAUUUUUUUCUGAGUUUGAGAGUAUCCUCUAUAUCCAGAGUUUGCUGCCUAUAUUUUGUCAGUUGUUCUUCCAGCAUUUAUCCCUUCCUGUGUUUUUUAAAGGUGCUAAACAGGUCUGGUAAGUGUCAGCUAAAUGGUAGGAAGUUCAAGUAAAGGCUAGCAAAGAGGGCUUACAUUAUAAGCCUCUGAGACACACCGGGUUAUUCACUUAAGUGAGAAUUCAAACAGAACUUCAAAUUCAGUGACAACGUAGCCAAUCUGGAAGCAUAACUGACUAAUAGAAUGUUUCCAUUUAAACUAUUCCUACCUUAAAUUCACUUUGAAUUCUCCCUGGAGUGAAUAACCUUGACAGAUAAUAACUAUGAGAAUAUCUGGGUUAAGUGGGGGGCUGUUUAGACCUUUGCAUUAUGUGCCUGGCUCUACCAAAAAACAAGAUAACUGAAUUCAUCCAUCAUGUUUGUGACUCUAUAAUAACCAUUAUAAUAACAUUUAUGGAGCUGUUUACAUUCAUGUAACUUCAUAAAUAGGGAAUGUUUGUGUUAAUGAAUGUAAACCUAGUGAAGUCAUUCCCCCGUUCAUUCAAACAUUUUCAGAUUUAAUAAUUCUAACGAUUUCCACUUAUGGGGCAUGAAACAAGGCUGAAAUGUUUUUUGUUUACACAUUGUUCAUAUAUUUUUAUUCUACACACCUUUGAAGUGUGAUUAACUAUUUUACGUAUAAUAAAUGUUGUUAAUGGCGCUCGCAAUUCCUGUAUUACAUUAUUGUCAUCCCACAGCAGGUUGGAGAGAAGACUCCCUAACCCAUUCUAAACAACAUUGAACCUAGCGGUCAUAUGUUGUACUGCGAGUAAAAUAAUAUUAAUUACCACAUCUAAAAUCCAGAGGGGGUUAUCUAACUCAGUGUUUCCCAACCCAGUCCUCAAGGCACACCUACCAGUCCAGGAUUUAGGGAUUACCCAGUUGUGUCUAAGGUGUUUUUUUUCUUCUUUGUAAAAACACCUUAGACACUGGGUAAUCCCUAAAUCCUGGACUGGUAGGUGUGCCUUGAGGACUGGGUUGGGAAACACUGAUCUAACUCACCAACUUUUCUUGACAGCCCUGGGGCUAAGUAGCCCCCCUACUUAGCCCCAGGGCUGUCAAGAAAAGUUGGUGAGUUAGAUAACCCCCUCUGGAAAACACAUUUCCUAAAUGCUAUGUGAAUAUGUUUUUUUGUCUUUGCAGAUUAAUGUGAGCAGUGUGGCAUCACUUGGAAGUCUGGUGGUUGGUCUGAGCCCCUACGCUAUGGAUAAUCUCAACAACAGCGAUUUUAUCACUUUGGCUAAAACUGAUUCUUUUACUGCUCAAAUUGAACGAGCGCCAAAAGCACUGCAACAGAGAUUUGUGCAAAAGGUACUUACCAUUACUGUCACAGAUACGCCUCAAACGAGGAGAUGCAGUGGAUAUAAAGGCCCUAUGCACUCAUCCCCCCAUUUAUGCUGUCUCUAACAGGGAUGAUAGUGGUAGAAUAACGCUGUCUUAUUAUUGACAAGGCACCAGGAUAUGACAUCAUAUGUUAUAGAUCACGAGAUAAUUCUUAGCUCUGUUCCACUAGCCCACCAACGAAUGAACAGAAAGCAGCCUUAUCUUAAGUAAGAUAGCAUAUACAUAUCAUUAAACGCUGAUACAGCAGGAAAGUCUUGAUUUGGCACUUCUAUUCCACCACUCCAGGUUUUUUUCACUGGCACCCAACUUUAGGAACAAGAAAACCCCAAAAAUGUCUAAGGCCGCGCUAUCUCAUCCGACCGAGAUAACAUACUUGCAUACUUGGUAGGAAAUCUGCAUAGGCUAAUAAGCAUAUAUUAAUACUAUGAAUUGUAAAUAAAUUCACAUGUAGACAUAAAAAAUGAGCUUAUAAUGAAAAAGGAGCAGGGCCUGUGGGUCUUAUAAAUCUGGAAACAAAUUUAUCUUGUAUCCAAUGAGUAUGAAACUUCAUAAUUUGAGUGAUGUCCUCUGUUUUUUUUUUUUUCUUAGGUUAUCAAGGCCGCACACACCACAACAGAAAGCAUUUUCCAGCUGGUCCCUCCAGACCUGGGGAGUCAGAUUCCUGUAUCAAACCUGUCUAGUUCCAUUACUAUCCAGCAAAUAAACCAGAUGCAUUGGUCAAUCAACCAGGUAUUUUAUUAACCUUGAAUCCUAGAAAGGAACCUGAAGAGUUAAAAAUGCAUAGGCACCUGUUAUAUAAAGUAAUGUAGGAUAUUUCCACUUGAACACAGGUGAACAAAUCAACUAUGACCUGGGUUAUUCAAUAAACAAGUACCUCUCAAGAAUUGGGUACUUGCAAAUUAGAAACAAUUUGUUUUUCUAACAUGUGCUAUAAAAUUCGCAAUUUUCAGGUCACGUCCUGACAAUUUUAUAAUUUAGUGACUAUACCUGAUUUUAACUGAUGGUUUUACAAACGUGUCCUGAAGACUACUCUGAGCAAAUAUUGGUUGAAAUAUUUAGCCACUAGUCCAGUACAUUUAAUGUGAGUAGUGUGUAAUAUGGGGUUGUGGAUAUUUUUUUAAAGUCAUAAAUGAAUAUAUUUAGGGAAACUGCACAUUUGCCAUGUACACAAUAUGGAAGUUUUAGUAAAGUGAAGAACGUGUGUGCAGGUGCAUUUCAAGCAUAAUUCCAUGUGCCUUAGAGCCCUAAAUAUUCUCUGCACAAACAAACUACUUUCUGAUGGAAUUCUGGUUAUUUUAUUCUCAUAGAAUGUAUCAGUAAAGUAGUAUUCCUUUAUAGGAUGUCCAAACUCAAGUGACCUUUAAAAAACUUGGUUCACUCUAAAACAUCACCUGUUCCCUUUGAGCACCUAAUAAAUUAACUCGUAUAGUAAGAGAUUGCCACUGUUUGUUUUCUGCUAUAUAACAUAUGGUUGAGCUGUGGGACCUGAGCCCCCUUUCUCGGCACACUCUCUUUAAUAUUUUUGUUACAUAUCGUAAUAUAAAUUGUCCACCUAUUUCAGGCUCAGAUCCUUUUCCCGACAGUGAUGACUUUAACCAAUAACUACUCCAGGUAAGUCUUUGGUAUUUGCUUCUUGCUAACAUUGUGAAAGUGGGGUCCAGCAUUGUGACAGUCCUGAAAUUUACUAAAUUUACUUGUUGAAUAAUCUUGCGAUAAUUUUCUUCUUUAUAAUAUAAACUAACCCAUGUAUUAAUUCUAUCCAGUUCGUCAUUUUAAGUCUGUAAUGUCUGCUUGAUUUGUGUUUACUUUUUGUUUUUGUUGUUAAUUCUUUUCUCCUAAAAUAUUGUACAGUUAUAUAAUCCACUUGUAUAUUUUGAUGCUUUUUGUCUUGCCUCUUGUUUGCACGUUCGUCUUUUGUAUUAUUAUUCCAAAAAAUCAAUAAAACCAACUAAUGCCAGCUGUGAGGCAUGGCAAAUCGUUUAAAACAUUAAACUGUCUUGAUCAGUCAAUUGCCCAUGUCAAUCAUGUCAUUCCCUCUCCAGUAACCUAUUUCUUCCUAUAAACUGUAAGAAAAAAGGAAAUCUGCUUUAUCAAUGUGAUAUAUUUAAUCUGCAUGCAUGCACAGUGACAUUAUCACUCACGGACACACUCCUAGUUAAAGCCCCUCCCCCAAGGAACACAAAAUCUAUACAUUCACACUUCUGUAGAUACAAGUAUGCAUUUCAGUUUAUAAUGGGUUUUAUGAAAAGACUCUCUACUGCAACACAUUAUGCAGUGUAGUUUUAGAAGUGGAGAUGCAAUUAAAUUGGUGUUUCUUGAUGAUUCCGCAAUGAUCGUCAGUAUUGAAAAGUGUGAAAAGUUAUAACUAUCACCUGACAUAUAAUUAUCUUUUGUCUUAGUCUUACCAACAAUAUCCUGCAAGGUUUUACCUGUGGAGCUGUAGGUGGAUUAAAGGAUUUGCAGUUUCAAGACCUCAUCAAAGUCAUGAAAGGGGUUUCAGUAAGCACCGGCCAGGUAAGUGAUUGUCAUGUCUUGAGUUAGAAGCCCGACUAUCCAUCUAUCAUCCUCUCCCAUAAGUCAAAAGCAAGGCGUGCAUGAUUAAAGGGUGCAUCACAGCAUUGUCUUAACAAAUUGUAAGUGGUGAGGUGAUGAAUUGCAAGAGGAACAAUUGUUCCAGUGUGAUAGGAGAAGAGCUCACGCUGGCUGUCCAUGGCUUCCUAGGAGUGUAUUUUAACUGUUUACCGAUGUAUGUCAUAAUUGGAGAAGUAGAAGAAACAGCUGUUACUUCUCAAAGCUAUCAUGUCCUAAUCUUUACGAUCACCAUCUAGGCAGUGUUGUAUGGCUGAUAUCUUCUAGUCAGAUCAGGGAAACCUGUUUCUUUGUGAUCUGAGCAGAACAUGCCCCAACAAUGAUCAGACGUUGAGACUUUCCACCACUUGGCUGCCUACCAGUUUCUAAACUCAAAUUUCCGUAUGGAUAUAUUCUUACUGUUAGACGUUUUAUUGAGCAGUAAGGAAAUAAGAGGUUCUGUUGUAGAAUUUUUCGAAACAUAACAUUCCACUUACAGCAUGUUUGGUUUUUUUUUAUUUUUUUUCAUAGCUAAGCUGCAUUGCUCAGCGACUGACAAGAAUUGGGGCUCCUGCAGAUUUGGCAAAUUAUCCAGUUGAUGUCCUGCUGUUUAUUGGGUAAUCUUACUAUAAAUCAAUGUUGUUGCCAUAUAUCACUCCUAAGUAUACACUGGGGAUACCUUUAAAAUGUUGAUGUAAUGCAGUUAAACAUGGGGGAGGGGUGUGAGUUUCUAAUGAUUAAUGCCAAUAUGACUUCUUGAUCUCAUAGUAGUCAAAAAUAGGCUAUAGUUAUAACCUCUUUGGGGACCAAAUUGAGAUAACAGAAAUUUAAAAAGGGGUUUAAGAAGUUAAGUGGAUCCAUUGUAGUUUUAAUAUAAAAUUAAAAUUAAUUAACAAAAUAUGAUUAACUAUGGGUGCUCAAACCAUCCGUUGUUCUCAUAACUCAAAGUAUGUACGUUUUUGUUGACCUCAAAAUGACCCAGUCAUUAAUCAAGUUACACAUCAAGGGAGGUCAAUAAACAUUCUGAUGACCUCAAAGACACAUCUUUGAUUUUAAAUAGACGCUACAUUUACACAAUUACUUGAAAUUUUGACAUAUUUCUUUUUAAUAAAAAUUAAAUAAAGAAAAGAACAAUAAUGCUAAAGAACAAAAACAAAACACAUUUUAAAGGGGAACUGUCUAGAAUACGUUUUUGUUUCUAAUAACAAAAAUUUAUAUUUUUGUGUUUUACAUAUGUAAAUAUACACAUUUGGGGUAUAAACACAUUCAGGGUUUACUCUACUAUUUUAUAUGUAACAGAUAUAUUGUACAUACAAGGUCUGAUAUAUAAGAAUACAUUAUGGAGACAUCUUUUAUAAAAUAAGCAUUCAUUCAUUUUAUGUUUUUCUUUCCUUAAAUGUUUUAGUUCCAGCACCUACACAAACAAAACAAUUUGUGUGGACUAUUUCAAACUGAUUGGGGGGUCCAAUAUUAACCUCUUACCUGUGACCUCACCGGUGCGGUCCUCUCUGCUCAGCAAUGCCAUGGGAUGUUUGGUAAGCAAUACCCAAAGGAUUUUCUACUUACUGGGGUAAAUUCACAAACAUGUGGAGCUGAUAUGUUGUUGAUGUGGAUCAUUCAUUUCACGUUGAUUCUCCACUCAGUUGGCCCUUGGAGCAUGUACCUCAAUACAGUCAAGGCCCAGAGUUUGAUGCUAGAUGGGCACUUUGAAUGUAUUAAAGCAGGAUAGCAAACCUAGGAGGAGAAGGAGAACUGCUCCAGAACUUUGCACAUACACACCAAAAUAUCUGCUUAUCUGGGUAAAAAGGGAAAGGAGCUCUUCUUUUCUCUGUCCAAUAGCUCUGUACACUCUUUCAUAGCUACAUUAUAUCUUGGAGGAGAGAAAGUGUUAAGGGGGAAGAGGAAGAAGGGAUCUGUGCCUUUUAAGGCUGAGAUCUCGGUGAUUUAAUUUUGGAUUUUGAGCCCAGAAGUCAUAGGAUCUCUGGUGGCCUGUGCUACUGUACAGAUGUUAUUGAGAAUUUAAACAAACUUCAGCACGUAACAAAAUGACUCUUGAAGCAAAGGGACUUGUGUCCCUCUGAUUAAAUAGUUAUCCAUAUGUUACUGUUAUGUUUUGCCUUUUGUAAACAUUGUCUGUUUGUGAUAUAUUUUAUCCUUAUGCAGAUUGCUUUUUAUCUUUUUUAUGUUGUUCAUUUUUUUGUUAUGCUUUCAUUCUACAGAAUAUCAACAACUCUAAACUCACCAAGGAAAACUUACAGAUUUUGGGUGCUGUGUCCUGUGACCUAACAGAUUCAGCUAUUAACGCUGCAGAUAGUUAUAUACUAAAAGAGCUCCAGGUGUGCUCCUCAUUCACAGACGCACAAAAAGCAGCAAUUAACAACAAACUUAUUGCUGUAUACGGGUAUGUAUAUAAUCUUAAACUUACAUGUACCCAGACAAAAGAAAUAGCAUUGGGUAAUGCACUCACAAAUAAUUCACACAAAUUGAGAAGACCCAGAAUAUAAAAACUGGCUUGUGUGAGCCUGGGUGAUCAUAAAGCUGCUAGUAGCAUUGUAGCAGGACUGUCCGCUGUGGUCCUAGUGAGAAGAUCUAAUUACAUGGAGAAGGUAGAUUUUGAGUUGCUGUUGAAAAAGACACAUGAUCCGUAGUCUGCAUGUGUUUGGGGAUUCAUUGGCAAUUCAACAGAAAGUAGAGGGCUACAUUGUGAAGGUAGAGGGCUACAUUGUGUCUAUUCCAGAUGUAAAGAGUACUUCAUAGGAGAAUAUUUUAUGGGGUCAGCCUUUUUUCUACACUAACCAAUAUAGUCUAGAACAUUGGUGCCUAAACCUGUCCUCGUAGACCACCGACAAUCCAGGAAUUAUGUAUUUCCCUUGUUUAUUCCAAUGGAGAUACUGACAGAACCAGAACUGUUGGUGCGCCAUGAGGACUGGUUUGGGAACCACUUGUCUGGAAUACAACUCCUGUUAUCUUCAAGUUGUCUGGUGCUUAUGCAUGAUGGUGAUGGUGCAUGUCAUUUUGAACCACAUGUAAAAAAAAAUAAUAAAACCACAUGAAUAAAAAAAAUGUUAUAUGGACACUGCAUUGUGUUCUUCAAAAGCAUGUCUAUUAAUUUUUACAUUCUAACACGUCUAACUCACAUUGUUGUCUUAUUUCAGAUCUCCGAACACUUGGACGCUCUCCACUCUCCAAAAUAUUGGAAAUCUUUCUAGUAUUCUAAGUGUCAACACACUUCUUCAGAUCUCCACGGUAAUACAAUGUCACUAAUAUUUAUGCAAUAAAACAUGGAGUUUAGUAUUUUUAUGUUAUAGCACAGGUGUAAUUAAUUUUUCUUUUAAAUCAAUACUCGGGAAGAGAUUUCCUUAAAUUCCUAUCAACUGUACUCAAAGCAGAUCUGUCACCUGAAAUUAAAAAUAACGAUAAUGACAAGAGCACAAAAAAUAUAUAUGUAAUAUAUUAAGAUUUUUAAAAUAAUCAGAUGUUGCCGAAAAAGGUCCCAUUGUGAACAGUUUCCUAUUUUAUUUUUGUAUUUUUUUCAUUAAAAUGACCCCCAACUGGGCCACUAUAUGCCAGCUAGAUAUUUAUUUGAAUUCAAAACUUUCGAUUAUACCUGGCAACAAUGUAUUGAACUCACACAACAUAUCCACUUAAAGACAUUUAAAUAAUAGAUUUAAUUUAAAACUGGUAGCUUUGAAGCAGAGCUAUGGCUAUUUUUGGACAGAAUCUAGGCCAACUCCUAUUUUUUGUUUUCCAUUUUAUAAUAAAACAAGUUGCAAGUGCUUUUUUGUUUUUAUAAGUUAUUGAAAAAGGAGGCCAAUGUGAGAAUGAAGGGUCUCUCUUGAUCAGAAAAACAUAUGAAAGAAUGCUGGAAAAUGGUUUAACACAGAAUGGAGGGACAGUUCUCCCUCCAUCUCAAUGAGAUGAAAUUGUUAUAGCGCCUACAGUGUCCUUUUCGCAAGAAAAAUGCUGUUGUCAGUUUUGAUGUAGUACAAGACCAAGGAUUUGAGCAACAUUUUGUAUUCUAACCUACAAUCUGAGAGUCCCAAUCGGUGCAGACACCUCUAAAAUGAAAACGCUAAUUAAGGAACAUCGUGUUCUGAACAAUUUUACCAACAGGUGAAAAAUAUUUAUUUAGAAUACCCAUGAUUAGUAGGUCAUGUCUGCUUAUGCAGGAGCAAAACAUUAUCUUAAAAGGGAGCUGUCACCUACCAGGGUGUGGAAUAUGUAACAGAUCUAAGUAAAAACCUACUUACGUCUGUCCAACAAACUGAGUAUGGGUGCCGCCAUCUUGAAUAUCAUGGCGAUUUCUUGACUGCACUAUUUUGCUUUUUUCGAUUGUAUUAUUAGUGACUUUGAAUAGAUUACGUGAUGAAGAUACGUACUGACCAGCUGACAGAAGAGAGUUAAGAUGUUUACUGACCUGAGAUUACAGUUACAAUCACAUGGCUUCCCUGGACCCAUGUUACCAUUUUGUAUGAAGUAUUUAAAUGCUGCAUGAUAGAUUUAAAAAAAAUUUAAAAAAAUACAACGUAUCAAGGCAUUUGCUUUGGAGUUUGUCUUUGAUUGAAAUGAACUUUUCCUGAGAUACAUAUGAAUUCAUUGAGUAGGGCCCUCAACCCCUCUGUUCCUGUGCGUCCAUUUGUCUGGUUACAAUUACAUGUCUGUUAGUCCACCCAUUGUACAGCGUUACAGAAUUUGCUGGCACUAUAUAAAUAAUAAAUUAAUAAUAAUAUUAAUUCUACAUGCUGAAGGGCAGCAUUUUUUAUUGGGGAUUUGGCAAAUCUAUAACUGGUAUAUUUAACAGGAGUAAAAUAUAUAUUAGCCAUAACAUGACUUGCUUACUACUACUAGCUCUAUUUUGUGAGUCUGUUGUUUCUGAUGUCUUUUUUUGUGGCUGUUUCAAAGGCCUUGAAGAUAAAGUUUUUCCCAGGCUUCCUCGGUCAGAUCAAAACUCAGUCCGUGACAUCAUUUUCAUACGUCAUAAGCCAGCUGAAGGCAGCUCAGACUAGCAGUCGAGACCUACGUAAGUAAACGCAGAGGACUUUUAUAAAGUAAAACUAAAUUGAUUUAAGAUUAUUAUCAGAAUAACAUUAAAUACCCUCCAUUGGCCCACUCUCAACUCUGAAUACUCUAAAGGGCAUGUCUUGGCAAUGCACCUGCUCACCAGGAUGGCCUGGCUUGUUGAGAGUGAGUGUGGUUAAUCUUGUGCUCACGCUGUACCUUUCCUGAAUCUCUCUAAAACUACAUGGCAAAGUAAGCCUGUUGGGUGGAUAGGAGGAGUGGGUAUUGUGACUUGAGAGGUCUGAGGUUACUUUCCAUCAGCAGAAUGCUUUUUUAGAGAUAUUUUCUUCUAUAUGUCUAAAUAUGUUUAUUAACUCAUCUUACAUGGUCAACCAAGCCAUGAGCAUUCUGCAUUUAACAGUGAUGGCUAACUUUGGAAACCCACGAUGUUUACGAGUAACUUUUCUAAUCAUACAUAGUUAGCCUAUACGGGUAAAUAUUGUUCAUAAUUGUGACACAGCACCCAAUUCAAAGACCACCCUGAGUGCCAUAGUGGGUCCGUGUCAGAGGCUCUUCCUUUGUUGGUCUGUUAGUGAAGUACCGCCUUCGAGCAGCAGUACGAGGGAGUGGAGGUGGCAGGAAUAUGAUUUAAAGUCAUAUUCCGUCUCUCUCUCCAAUCACCUUGCAUGUUGCUAACCCAGAGAUCAAUCAGAGGCACAUGUAGAGUCCCUGCCAUGGUCCUACUUGACCACGUUAUAAUCAAGCUAGGUGGGAGGUAUCUGAUGGCAUUGAGGUAGACAAAAGCUUCAGACUGGUGCAAAAGUCACCAGAGCUGUCUUGUCCUCCUUGGUCCCAGUUGCUUACAUCCACAUGUUAUGAGGGUUAAACUGACAUUGACAGGGUUGUUUGCAAAAGUGAGAACUGUUGUUAUUUCAAAUUGAAUUUAUAUUUUAAGUUCAAAGCAGCCAAACUGGAGAAAUUUACCAAGUCAACUAGAAUUCAUAAUUCCAGUUCGGCUACUUUGGUCUUAACCAUGUCAAAACUAACUGGAGAUCUACACUCACACUCACAUGACCAGUUUGUGUAAAAAUAUUUAUGAAGAAGGUUGUUUUUAAUUUGUAAUCUGACUUUUUUUUUUUGUCUAAAUACAGCCACCUGCACCAAUCUUACUACAGACAUAAUAGCGACACAAAAAGAAUACCUUGCUGUCAGCUAUACUAGCAGUGAACUGCAGACUUGUUUGAGCACCAGUGUGAUGAAUGAUAACUUGGACAAACUCGGAGCUGUGUCCUUUAAUAAUGACCAACUUCUAGUCCUGAAGGGCAAGGUCGAUGAGGUGAGGACACAGGGAUAAUCCUGGAUUGCUCUGUCGAUAAACCUCUAUUUAGUCAUUAUUUUUCAACAUAAUUUAUCAGAAGCUUCAAUAUUGAGGAUUAUUUGCAUACCACCAAAAUAAUCUGAACACAUAAUUUGUUCCCAAUAUUUCCAAUACUACUGGACAAUACAAAUCCACAUAAACAUGAUCUCCACCAUGUCAGUAAAACGUCACAUUAAAAUGUCGAAAAAAGUAGUUGCUUUCAUAGAAACAUAGAAUGUGACGGCAGAUAAGAGCCAUUCGGCCAAUCUAGCCUGCCCAAUUUUCUAAAUACUUUCAUUAUUCCCUGGCCUAAUCUUUUUGCUUUUAAUUUAGCAAAUUCACUUUUCCCAAGAAGUCCCUAUUUAGAAAAUAAACCCCUGGCACACCAGCACCACAGUCAGCAACUUAUGGCGCAUUGGUCAAAACUGUCACUUGUAACAGGCAAAGCCUACUGAUUCCUGUUUAGUAAAUACAUUGAGUAUCUGAUGCAUUAAUACAGUAACCAAUAGAAUCAUAAUGUGUGUGAGCUUUUUGGAGUAAAAUCACAUUAAGAUUUAUUUUAAAUAAUGACUGAACAUAGCUGCAGUUGAAAUGGAAAUGUGGAUUUUUUUUUUAACUUGGCUAUUUGGACUAAAAGUUUGACUGCAAAAGAACCGUAAUACUGAAUAGUGAAAAAUAUUUUUUAUAGACUAUACAUAUAUAGUUUUUUUUUUAUGUGAAUGUAAAACAUGCACUGGUAGAUUAACAUUAUGUCUUUUUUCUGUGUCUUUGCCCUUAGCUGUUCCCCAACGGAAUUCCAGAAGACUUUCUUCCACUGCUAGGUAACGUUGCAACAGUGUACAGCGCAAAGAAUGUUGAACAAUGGAACAUAACUCAAUUGAAAAUACUGGAAUUACUGUUAACAAGUGCAUCGUGGGAAAGUAAUAACGUAACGGUAAGUGUAGAAAGUAUAGGAUCCCAAAUAUGUAAAAACAUUAAGGAUCAGUUUAGGUACCAUAACAACUGUAGUUGUAGUGAUUAUGAUGCCAGGAGUGCCCUAGCUCCUAUACACGGUAAGAAGUCAAACCAUUUUUGACUUCUUCUGGGCACCUCCAGUCCGGCCUCCACUUUUGAGAUUGCCAAGUUCUAAUCACAUAAGUGAUGUCAGUUCUAUCUGUGAUUGGAUGGAAUACAUUGGUUGGAAGUGCCAACUGGUGAUCUCAGCCAAUGAAUACUAUACAAAUAGAGAUGAAAUUGAUAUAUCGAACGUAGAAGGGGAAAUUAUGGUUUAAAUAUAUCAGAAGACGAGACUGGACUGGAGGUGCCUGGUAACCAGAUAAGUAUUAAACCAUUCAAGAACCAUCAUGGUUGAAGUGGGCAGAGUGUGUACCGUAUAGUUUUAACUAGUUCCACAUAUUUUCCACUCUAAUAUGAUUUUAAAGACUAUCAUUGGUUCAUAAUUGGUAAAAGGUCAUUGAGUCAUCUAUAAAUGUACCAUACAAUCCCCAAGAAAUGAUUGUAUUGAUAUGCAUGGGUAGCUGGCUGUAAUAACCUUCAGAGACUUUGUUACAAUUACUUGUUCUGGAAAUUUCAGGUCAAUGCCUUGGUAAUGCAGUAUCUACAAAAAUCCAACACCAGUGUUGAUGGCACCACCCUCACAAUCAUAGCACCCUAUAUCUGCUAUCUGAAUGGGACCAUCAUUGAGGGAAUUAGCCGUGAAGCCAUAACGUAAGCUAUAUCUAUAUAAAUGCACACCACCACUUUCAUCUCAGCACCUGCUUCUCUCCCAAUAUAUUAUCACAGCAUCCAUUUCACCCCUUUUCUUGCAUCUUACUACCCACUUCUAGACACUUCAUUUUACUUAGUACCAAUUGACCCCCUCCUUCUAUCUUUGCAUCUAUCCAUUGUGUACCCAUUCUAUCUCAGCAACUACCCAUUGUAUACCCAUUCUAUCUUUGCAACUACCCAUUGUACACCACGUCUAUCUCAGCAACUACUCAUUGUACACCACUUCUAUCUCAGCAACUAUCCAGUGUACACCCAUUCUAUCUUGGCAAUUACCCAUUGUACACCACUUCUACCAGAAUUUGUUUGGGUGCAGUAAAACCCCAUUUCAUUAUUUUAGCCAUACCCCUUAUUGACGACCCAAGUUUAUAUUCCUACAAAAGAUAGGGUGACCAAUAAUUCCUUACCUUGAGACAUUUACAUUACAGGUUGUGUAAAAGGAGAUUUAAAGAGAAUCCAAUUAAUUUUAAGCAUUGAUUUUUAGGACGAGCACUGCAUCACUUAAUACAGCUACCUGUUCUCAGAGCAAUAAGAAUCUCCUGUUUGACAAGAUGAAAUUGGCCUACCAAUCAUUUGAAAGUUCACGAGCUGCAUACUAUCUGCUAUUGCUGCCUGGAAUAGGUGAGAUAGAAUGUCUAAAAAUUACAUAAUUUCUAAAUUCCUGGAGUCGUGGUUCAUAGAUGUUGUUGGCCAAAAAAGUGGCUCUCCUCGACAUUGCCCAUACAAGUACUUGUACUAUCCUUUCAGACUUCCCAACAGAGAAUUGAGUUCAUCAGCCUCAUACUGUAUAGACUUUAGAAAAGAGAAUCUUACUAUACUUUUAGAGCACUGUUGUAUAGGAACAUAUUAGACAUGCUCAACAAAGGGAGUACCACGACUGGUGGAAUCACUUCCUGGUUUGGACAGUAGUUUUAGCAGAUGCAAUGCCUUAGAAUUUACAACAAAAAUUAACAUAUUUAAUUUUUUAUUUUCAGUUUUAUUUUCAAUGUAUUGUUUUGUAUAUGUUUUUUGUCUAUAAAACGUGCUUUUAUUAAGAAAGAUGUCUGACUAAAAUAAUGGUACACUUUCAGGGGGUGCAAGGACUGCUGACCUGAUCCAGUUAUCUACAGAUUCUCCAGAAAUGAGUAUAAGUGUAUUUGCAGGACUGAAUCCCACUGAAGUCCAGGUAAAUUAAACUUACUAUAAUAGAUUUAAAUUUGUAUAAAUCUAAUAUGUUAUACUAAAAUGUAGCUCUAUUUUAUUGUUUAUUUUUCCCCCAACAUAUGAUCAUGUUAUAUUUAUUUAUUUUACAGUUUGACUGUAAAAUAGUUGUAUGACCGAACAUCAUGAUAUGCUUGUUAUGGUCCCUUUUGGAAGAUCGCCUAAAGUCCAAUCAGAAUAUUAAUUAGCAAACAAAACAUAAAUGAUCCUUUUUUCUUUCAACUCACUAUAUAUAACUUGACUGCUAGCUGAACUCAGCCAUCAAUCAAGAUGCAUCACAGAUUAAGAAAAUUCUGUAACAAUGAAAUGUAGCCCAUGAUUGUAAAUCAAUAUAUCAUUAAAAAUGUAUAAAUUGCAAGUAGGUUUCUGUAGACGUAUUUUCUAGAUUGUACCUUAAAUUGGAUAUUAAGCAUUACCUGUAGAAGAUACAUAAUCUGAUUUUACAAAUGUUCACCCACGCAGAGGAGAACAAUUUUUUUUUUUUUUUUUAUUUGCAAUGAUGUGAGUUUAAAGUUCAAAUGUCAUAUUAUUGGUCCAUUUCAUUUGGCCACACUUAAAAUAGUAAACGUUCUCAGAAAAUGGUCAAGGUUCUUGAAAAAUACAUGCAUCAAACUAUUCUCUCAUCACGCCUCUUUCUUUUUAUUCUAAAUCUUACACAGAAUCUAAAUGUCAGCACUAUAAAAAGCCUGCUUGGACCGAACUUGGCCGAACUAAACACCAUAUCCAGUGGACCUGUCAUGGCGGCUUGGAUUGCUGCACAUACGCAGAGUGAGGUUAAUUCUUUGGGGCUCUCAGCUUCAGCAGGAUUACCAGAUCCUACACCAAGUGGCUUCAUAGUUAUCAACAUGGGUAAGUAGAAUCCUCACAUCUUCCACGAUGAGUCUUCAAACCAGAGAUGAGAUUCUUUUUGAUAACUUAAAGAUGUCAGUUACAGUUUGAAGACCUAUUCACAUGCUUUUUUUAAGAAGACUAUACAGUCUCAGAUGAUAGAUGGGCAACCAGAUAGAAAGGACUGAAGGUCCAUAUAGAUAGAGUAUGGACGUCUGGUGGCUGCCAAGAUACGUACUAGCUGCUCUACCUUACAAAGGUGUCUCUUCUUGAACAUACUUUGUGUGAAAACUCAUAGUCUAGUACAGGGGUAUGCAACCCUCGGCACUCCAGAUGUUGUGGAAGUGCCGAAGAUUGCCUACCCCUGUUCUACGAUGUUGUGAUUAAGCUGUAAUUAGGACUCUGUAGAUGUACAUGUAAAUCAUCCAGUAAACAGUCACUCCUCUAAUACUAUUUUCCAAGAAAAUACAAAAUACCAUCUCCCAACUUAUCACAGCAAUAUUCCAUAUUCCAGAAUUAGUCUCCCCCAGCUCUUACCUCAGAUGUUUUCUUUAAACUUUCCCUAAAGCCCCUCUACCGUUGUCUCUUUUACAGUGUUAAUUUUGGCAACCACAUUUUUUGAGAUUUAGUUGACUAAAACAAAAACAAUUCAGAUGACUAAUAUAGGACUAAAACUAAAUGGCAUUUUUGUUAAAAGACUAUGACUAAAACUAAAUUGAAAUUUGAAGCCAAAAUUAUCACUGCACAGAGGGGCUGUGUAAGGGGCAAAAGAGACAGAACUGGGCUUGGGAAAGAGAGACACCUAGAGGGGCUGGGAUGACACAAAGAGACACAGAUGGACUGGGGAAGGGGCAAAAGAGACAGAGGCUUUAACUAAACCUAUUGGAUUUUAGGCAUGUCGACUAAAAUCUCCUUUAGAUUUAGUCAAAGAGAAUCUACUAUAGAUUGAGUUGACUAAAACAAUUCAGAUGACUAAAACUAAAAUGCCUUUUUAGUCAAAAGACUAUGACUAAAACUAAAUUAAAAUUUGCUGCCAAAAUUAACACUGCUCUUUAAUCAUGUCUCUCUCCCUAUGACCCUUGAGUUUUUUUGUACUCUGUCUGUUUCUUAGAUGGUGCAAAGGUUAACAAACAUGAUAAAGUUUAGAGGUGCACCUUAAAACCAGCAUAAUAAGUUCGCUGACGGGUAGUGUAACAUGUUUCCCUCGAAAUAUUGUAAAACAUGGCUGGCUAAUUAAAAACAAAUGUAGCACAACAUACAAUAAAGUUCACUUUUCCUAUGCUUAUGUACCAAAUUAUCUUAAAUGUGUUUUUUUCUGCACUCUUUCAGUGACAUCGGGGGCCACCAAUCGACAUUUUGCCUCUCUUCUCCUGUCAUUUGCGAUGGCUGCUAUAAUUCACAUCACUACCUCUCUCUAGUGUCUACAGGCCCUGUGCGACAUCACUCAGUGGAAUUAAGCUCAAAUUCAGAAACACUAUCUGAUAUAUCUAAGACUGUCGAUAACUUCAAAGGGAAAAAAAUUAUAAAAAAUAUACUAUGACAUUAUCUGCAAAUGUGGCUUCACAGAAGUCUAUGAGCAAGCUGGUAUAUACAGCAACAGGGAAUUUGUUUAAAUGUCCUUCAAUUUGCCUUUCCCCCAGUUAUUAUUUAAUAAGCCAUACACUUUAAAAAAGAACAUCCAUUACUUGUAUCACCUCUAAGCGGGCCCCGUUAUGAAAGUUACAAAUUGUUGAUUUAAUUUAAAGUUCAUCUUCGAAUUCCAACUGAAAGGUGUGUAAUUCUUUUAAAUAAAGUGUUCUUGACUUACUGGGCUUCUCACAAAAAACUUAUACCCAGAGUAGAAACUCCCCAUUGGUUAUUUGGAACUAAAUGUCAGAUGAGCUAACAUUCUAUUAAAGUGGUAUGCACUUCAUUUCCAUCAGCACUUUACGAGUUAAUGUAAAAGACGUCAGCUCACCAAUUAAAAACAAUUACAAUUAUUAUUAUUAUUACCCUGCUUCUAUCUGACAUUUUAAUAUCAGCUAAUAUAAGCCUUGAUUUACUAUUUCUGGAUAAACAUAAAAAAAAAAAAUCAUAUAUAUUUUAAAAAUUUUUAAAAAGAUAUCAAUAUAUCAAAAUAUUACAAUACUAACAUAUUUUGCUAAAUAGUAAAUCAUAUUAAAAGUUUAUUCAUUUGAAAAGCUUCAAAUGUUGAAUCGAUGUGAUAGAGAUUUCCUGUAUAUCGAUAAGCUCACUGUCACAAGUAGAAACAAUUUUGUAAGUGCAGAUAAACUACCCAAAAAAAUGAAGGUUUCUGCAAUGAUUUACUUUUAAGAAAUGGUUCAUUUCUAUUUGAGUUAUCACAUAGACAUAGCCUAUACAUAAAUAUGAAGAUAUGAAGGAUAAAUAAAAAAAAAGUUUAUUACAGCAAUCUUAUAGCAAAUGAAGGGGCCACUAAUUAGAAUAUAACAAUGCUGAUUUCGCGCAGGCUACGAACAUCAGCACUGACUAGGUUAAUUUAAAAGGGUUACUUAUCCACAUGUAUUGCCUCGAUCCAAACAGGGGCCAAGAAUAUUUACCUGUAAUAUGUAAUCUCCUUUAAAAACUAUGCGAUAUUUGCACCAAACGUUUAAUCUGCUUUUAUAUCAAAAUUAAAUUGUGUUGAUUAAAAAAUAUAUUUCUAUUUAUUUAAACCUUAUAUAGGUACUACUGUAUAUAUUAACCUGUACAAUAAACAAUAAACAUUGAAUAAUUUACUCUUAAAGGCACACUCCGUUGCCCAAAUACAAGAUUACCACUGCCAGCUCUAUAAUAAAAUUGUAUACAAAGGUUAAAUAACAGUAUGCCAAGAUCAUAUUUUAUUUAAAAAAAAAAAGAUAUCUGAUAUGUUAUGAAAAUAGCAUAAUAUGUUUACAUGGCCUGAUUUUUCUAUAAGAAACAUAUAUUUUUAAAUAAUAAAAUAAUUUUUAUAGUAUCCACUUUUUUGUGACAAUUGUGACUAUGACGUGAUUAAUACAAAUAUAUAUUUUAUAUAUCCUUGUAUAAUAAAAAGUGUUUCUACUAAAUUAUUAGAUGAUCCAUUGUGGUGACAUAAUCUAUCACAAAUACUUUAUGUAAAUGAUUAAAUUAAUAAAAUUGCAUUUCAAAAUAUAAGGGUCUGUCAUUUAAUUCUUUCACUAUGUUACCCAUGGUUAAUGAUUUGUAGCUCUCGG